GGGUGCGUGUGUGUGUGUCUGCGUGUCUGUGUGCGCCUUGGGGGCAGGCUGGGCUCCUCUGAUUGGCUGAGGGGCUGGCCCAAGAUCUCCCCCUCAGCACUCAGAAGCAAGCGAAGAAGGGAUCCACCUCUGGGACACUGGACCGUAUAAAAAGGGAGGCUAAAAACUUGACAGAGUCAGUAGGAAGUUUCUGCUGGGGUCUGGAGUGGAACUACAUAAACCAGACCAUCCCUGUAUGACUGGACACUAAAGCAGAACCAAGGAUACAAAGAGUCUUCAUGUCUAAUAUUUAGACAUGUUCAGCUUUGUGGAUUCCCGGUUACUGCUCUUGAUAGCAGCAACUGUUCUACUCACCAAAGGUCAAGGCGAAGAAGACCGUAAGUACAGCAUCUUAUGUACUCUGGCACAGUGUAUACAUGUUAAAUGACAGUUUUUAUUGUAGUCCUAUGGAUGGGGUGGUACUUGCCCCCAUAUUUCCUUCCCCCCAUCUCUUUCUGUCGAAUGCAAAACUAUUUCCCCCCUCUGCGCCACCCAGAACUCCAGAAGUGCAAAAGACAGUAAGCACCAAAUCAUUUCUACCGAGCAGUUUGCCAAAGUCGGGGGAGAGGGGCGGCGGUGGCGGCUGAGUUGUGAUUUUGCAAUCUGUGCUUCCCUGUGGUUGUAAUACUCGCAGCGUGUUGCGGUGGCUUGAGAGAUGUAGAUAUAAGACCAGGCAAAGAGAGCGCUUGUUAUAUACGGUCUUGAGAUUCCUUUAAAAAAGGAAUUAAAAAUUUUUUGAGAAAGGUCAACACACGUUUGUGACCUUUCCGAACCUUCAGGAGUUGGCAUGAAGGCAAUGCGGGGAGGAAGGCUUAAGAGACUGAAAAAGAAGGUAUCUCUCGCACCUCGCAGAUUUCUCCUGAAAGUGCUCUACGGAGAAAACAAACCACUCUUCUAAAAGCAAAAUUAGCCAGCUGUGCAUAGCCUUGGGCGUGUUUCCUUUGGUCUCUCUCCCCCCCUCCCCCCUCCUUCUCUUCUCUUAACAUGUCCCUUGGGGCCAGAUAACAAGUUGGAUCAAUUAGAAUCUCUGCACUGGCUUGCCAAGUUCAGGAAAGAGGGGCGGGAACUGCAACUGGGUUGUCACUGGAGGGGGGACAGGAAAGGGGAGCGCGGCAAAUGAUGGAAAACUCAUUGUGCGUUUGGAAAGCCAAACGCUUGACAGGGAGGAGAGGCGAGGAGGACAAAGCUGUUUUCCCUGCCUUGUCGAAGAAGUCUGCAAAAGCCAUCAGGAAAAUAUUAGGGGGGGGGGGGAGAGAAGGAGGAGGAGAGAGAGAGAAGUUUCAGGAUGAUUCAUAAGGAAAAUGUUUCAGAAACUUAUAAAGCGCAGGAGUCUAGACAUCACUUCAUAGACAAAGCCUUUUGGAUGGUAAAGGAUUGGAGGGAAUCACUUUUGCUCACCGACCAAGUCCAAUGGCGACAUCUACUGGCCAUCAAGGGACUCGCUUGUCCUUGGCAUUCUUCUAUAGACUUGCCAGGGGUGGGGUUGUGGGGAGUGGCCUUAAAAUGGGUCAGCAAUGAUCAAAGGGAGUGUAUUUCCGGGGUCGACAACUGAACAGGAUUAGUAAACAACUCCUCACCGGAGGGAAAUCAAUUUACCAUCAAGCAAGCAACAUUUUUUGUGUGUAGUAUAUUCAUCACUCCAAUUAUGGAAGUUUUGCUGCCAUCUAGUGAUGGGUGGGAAGUUUUCCUGUAGCAUCCCAGGAGAGUGUUCUCAAACAUGAGUUUCAUGUUCCCAAAACAACUUGACUCCUUCCCCCUUUAAUUUUUUCCUGAGAAUAGCGGGUUUUCUUUCUCCCUCCCUGUCCAGUAUCUGGUGGUUUUUUUUAUUUUUGCAGAAAAUUCAACAGUCCAGCGCUCGAUUUUAAAAGGAGGCAAUAAUUUAUAAAAUGCACGGUCCCUCAUUUAAAAAACAAAAACAAAAUCUGCUAGAAAAGCAAAUUCUUACUUCUUCUCCAGCAUUCGUCCUUGGUCAUAUCUCUUGGUACCAUCCUUAGCUCAGGUAUGCUCCACAGUUAACAUCCACGGUGCUACGAAACUCCUUGUUUCUGAGCAAGCUGGUGUCGGAUUUCAGCCAAGGUGGGAGGCCUAGUGAGCCUGCCCUAUUGUGAUCCACACCUGUUGACUCCUCAUCCUACCUAAAUUGUUUGCGGUGGAGCUGAUUUCCCAAGGCCACACGCCAUCAGCAGGACGCAAUUUCUUCUCUUACACGGGUCCUCCUCCAGUCCAAAUUCCUGAGUCUCUCCCUCUCUCUCUCUCCCCCUCUACUCUUUAUCUCUUUUGCUUCUUAGAAGGCUGUGAAUUUCUUUCUCCUUUCUGUGUUUGGCUUGGCUUCAGCUCAGAACGUUGAGGUUACCAAGUUGGAUGCAACAACCGGCCAGAAGUUUUGCUUAAAUUCCAAAGCAACUGGAAAGAGUUAUUGUGAGGCUGGCUCGUUUCCUGUGUCAUAGAGUUUGCUUGAUGAAAAGCAGAUGAGGGUUUUCUUAGAGCGCACGCACAAAAUGUCAGCGUUAAGUGGAGAGCAGGAGGAGGAGGGAAGGGAGGCCAAACAUCAGAAACAUUUUUUUUUUUUUAAAUGUAUGCGCUCUCCAGAUCGAUCCGUUGUAAGAAGUUCACAUGUUUGCACCUUGGCCAUUCUGCCGACACUGCUGGCUCCCAAAGGACCCUUCCCCUCUUCCCUUGCCCACCUCAUUUCUUGUGUCACCUCCUUCUUUAGUGCCAUCUGGAAGCUGCAUACAGAACGGAAUAACGUACAGUGACCGAGAUGUUUGGAAAACAUCCCCCUGCGACAUCUGCGUGUGCGACAGCGGCAGUAUCCUUUGCGACAGGGUGAUCUGUGAACUCCCAGUAGACUGCCCAAAUCCUGAGCUCCGCGAUGGAGAAUGCUGCCUUGUUUGCCCUGGUAUGGAUACUGACUUUACCUACUCUUCUUCCAUCCACUCAUACCAUCAGUAUUGCCUAUGGUUCUGUCCGUCCACGGGCACUCAGUUUCCCCCCCUCCCCAUUCCAUUUAAGCAUACCCCAAUCAGUCUCCUGGAGAAACUGCCUGCCUGCAAAUGUAUUUACUCAUUAUAUCUAUUCCAGUUUUACUAAUUCACCCAUCUGCCCAAACGAAACAUCCACCUUCUACUAAUGUACACCAAAAUCCAUUUGUUUACCUAUCUAGUUCCUCUUCUCCCUCUCUUCUCUUUACAUCAACCAAUCAACAGCCAUCUAAUCACCCAUCCAUUUAUCCAUCCACCUACAACCCCAUCACCUAUUUAAUUGUUUCUUUGUAUCCACCCCUCUAUGUGCUAUCUAACCACUCAUCCAUCCAUCCAUCCAUCCAUCCACCACACGUCUGUCUCCUGGUUCAGUUGCCUGAGGUUUUGUUUUCAUCGUAAACGACAAUAACAAACCGCUGGUUUCAUAGAGAUAUUUGCGUCCCUUCCUUGAGAGAUUGCAGAAAUUUGGCAAAGAAAAUUCUGCAGAGUCAGGAAAGAGAGUGAAGAGUUGGGAGAGGACCUUUCAGGCAUCUUAACUUUAGUUGAUGCUAUAUUGGUGCAUUGUGGGAAGAAACUGGGCUUUCUUUCCUUUCUUUGAAAAGUCAGCACUUCAAAUAGGAUUGCCCAAGUAGACUGGAUGAUGUGAAUUCGGAUGGUCCUUCAGAUUGGCCCAUUACAUAUUCUGAUUAGGCCAAUGAUAGGAGUUGCCAUUUCCUAUCGACUUCUAAAUGUACCUAGGAAAGAAGCCUGGUCUUCAUUCAAUGUUUAUUAAGGGAAGGAUGUUCUGAUAGACCAGAGGGCAUUGUGGGUGCAACGGAGGGGUUGCAAUGGUAUCAGGUGAUGAUGAUAAAUUCUGGGUGAUGGGUCUGAUUCAUAAUAUUCCUUUUCCUUUUGUAUUCAAGAAACCAGUGAACCUCCCCCAGAAGCCACUGGAGUAGAGGUAAAUUAUCUUUUGGUAACCCUAACUUCCAUUUAUUUGGAUGCAUCAAUUUUGUUUUCUUUUUGAUAACCAGCUAAUCACUAUUAUCUUCCUAAUUGGCAGGGUCCUCAGGGGGAACGAGGCCCUAAAGGAGACAGGGUAGGUAUCUGUAAUGAAACUUUGGCUGAUAAUAGUUCAAAGGGGAAAGGAAAUAAAAUUAAUAUGCAAGCAUGCCAGAAAAAUUGGUGGCAAGUAGUUGUGUGUGAAUAGGACAGUCAUAAAAUAUUCUUUGGCCGCAUUUUGAAAUUUCCAUUCCUAUACGCAAAAGAAAUUCUGCCUACUUAGGUUGUUUAAAAGAACACUUGCCCCCUCUAACCUACAGAAAGGAGAUUCAAAUCUCCCUUUGCUUCUUCUUUUUAACAACAUUUGAAUUUCUUCAGCUCACAUCAGCUUUUAACUAAACAUCCCAAAGCUGUUGCAAAAAGACCCGGCCAUUUUGGCAUUCUUUACUAUAGCAUCACGGUGGUUCAUAUUUUGGGAGUGGGAGAAUAAAAGGUCCCCCUUCAAAUGUUGCUGGUGUGUGAGGAAUUUCCAAACCAGUUUUGGUCUUCUAAUAUUGCCUUCUAAUAAUGGAUAGCUUUAGCAUACUUAGGAAUCUGAAAGUUUUGUGUCUCUUUUGUAGGAAACGUAUACAUUUUUGUGCAUUCAGCACCAUAUACUGCCACGGUUCUAACCUGCGACUUCCUGCUCUCUUUGUUUUCAGGGGCUUCCUGGUCCCCCAGGCAGAGAUGGCAUUCCUGGCCAACCCGGACUCCCUGGACCUCCAGGCCCCCCAGGCCCCCCAGGCCUUGGCGGAGUAAGUUGGGUUUCCUCCAUAACUUUUGUUUUUCCAACAAUUCAUGGAGGAUGCAUUUUUAAGAACCUCAGCAACACCUUCUCUCUUCUCUCUUCCUUCUCCUCCUCUCCCCUUACAGAACUUCGCUCCUCAGAUGGGUUACGGUUAUGAUGAAAAAUCUGGUGGCCUUGCUCUUCCUGGCCCAAUGGUAAGUGUUGACGGUCUCAGGGGAUUUGAGCUUAGUGUGGAAGGGGGAAAGUGGGAAGAUUGUAGAAGUAUGAAUGAAGAAGUCUGUUUCAGCCUUCUUGGUUCCUUAAUCUCAGGACAGAAUGGUGAGGCCACAGGUAGGGAGGUACAUGUUGCUAACUGAUGUCCGCCUGAUGAGCUCUUAGUAGCAGAAACUGAAGUAUCAAAGAUACUCCAACUUUAUUCUUUUUGAUUGGGCAGGCAUCUCACUAAUAAAGCUGAGUAACUAAGGGAUAGCAUUGCUUUUUUCCAUGAGGAAAAGGGGCAUGGAAUGUGGGUUCCAUGAACUAAUAAUAAGCAUCAUGACAAUGAUAAUUUUUUAUGGUCCUAAGUGUUUACCAUAGAGUUGGAAGGGAACUUGAGAUUCAUCUAGUUAUAUAACGUUAGAUCCAGACUAAGUUGGUUAGACGCAGCUCCCAGUGAAACCCGUGGAACAAGUUAGUCAUGAAAACUCAUUUUAGUGGCAACAGUGGCUUGAGUUUGUGGGUUAGUACUCGCUUUCUUUAAAAUACACCAGUUAAUCUGGCUUGAAAAAGGAGCAGGGGACUUAAGGGUGAGCAAAUCCCCACCAAGAAAUUCCAUCAGUCUUGCGGGAAUCUUUUGAGUGUCUCUCAUAGCUUCUCAGAAGUUAUUCCAUUGUAGGAACCUCCCAUUUUGUGUUACGUUUCACUUUAGGCUAAAUCUGAUGGCAGCCCAACGCCUCUCAGCUGGGAGGUAUCCAAACACGCUGACCACUCAUAUAGCAACUACAAAAACAGACAUACCCCAACAUCAAUGUGGAACACUAGACCAAGAGAAACAAAAUGGUUGUUUAAAGAGAGAUGGAGGAAAAGCAAUUUAGGAAAUGACGUAAAAGUGGGUGGAGGUCAGAGUGAGGCCUAGUUAAGAGAAAAGGUCAAGAAUGUAUGGUUAGAGCAAGGCAGUACGAGAAUGGAUAUCCACAAGGGUCAAGACAAGAUGGCUCCAAUUUCAUUUACUUGGGAAACAUGACUGAUUCUUCUCGCUUUGGUUUGUAGGGUCCAGCUGGUCCCCGUGGUCUUCCUGGUCCUCCUGGCGCUCCCGUAAGUACUUCUUUGCUUCCAUCUUAAUAACAAAUUCUCAAUACAUUUUAGACAAGGGGUUGUGCAUUUGGGAUUUCAGAUGAGAGAGGUGCAUUGUAAAUGUACGGACCUCAGUACUUGAGGCAAUGUUCACCAAGCAGAAAUUCCCAGUUCUUUCCUUUGGUCCUAUUCCUUCCUUUGGUUGGAGGAAUGGGGCUAGUGGGGUUUCUAGUGCUCUGGAGAGCAAGGAUUUUGUGCCAUCUUUGUCUCUUUCCAGAAAAUAAUAAUAAUAAUAAUGCAGGCUAAAUUCUGGAGUCGCAGAAUUCACUUAUCCUUGGCACAGAGUAGGAGAUUGCUUUGGUAGCAGGUUUCUUUCCUCUUUGCACGGAAGAAAUAAGGUCCUCUCUUGAGAGGCCUACUCCAUAGGCCUGGAUGUUCACAGGCAUUCACAGAAACUCUGGAGAGAUGAGAGAAGGGGGAAUGGAAUACAUAACCAUUUCCACAUUGAUGUGUGAGGUGGUUACUUAUUGACACUAUUCCUUCUUAAAGCGGGUAGACCAACAGUGUGCAAUGAAGUCAGGCAAAGGAACCAAAGUAAUGUAUCGCUUGCCUCUUAGAACAAGAGAGAGGGUGUGUAUGUGCUGGACAUGUAGGUGUCCUGAACUCCAAUCCAAGAUACAUGAAGAAUCUAGAUAUUCUGUAGAACACGCUGCCCAUGCACAGUUUCUAUUUCUUUGUUGAGCUCCCAGCACUGGUGACCUUUGGCUCCAGUUGACCUUUACUAGGAAGCUUAUGCAUCUAUGUUGGGCAAACUGGGAUGUAGGCCAGAAUAGGACAAAGGUGGUUCAAGAAGAGAUGCUUUGUAGCAGGGCAAGAGGGGUACAGGUUCAUAGGGAAGAGGAAUUUGCUUCAGGCCAGGAGAGCAGCGCAGCAGAAGUCAUGGAGGUAGAGAUGAAAGGAAGGGGACACUCGGGGCUGACAAAACUCAGGUGGUCCAUCAUGGUCUACCCAAAACAAAUAGGGGUGCAGUAGGUCAUGGCCUUCCAUCUAACAUAGAUGCUCUGAUUUAUCUUCCAGGGUCCCCAAGGUUUCCAAGGUCCCCCUGGUGAACCCGGAGAGCCUGGUGCUGCUGUGAGUACCAUCUGAACUAUUUAUCGUAUCUCUCGCAUGCAUUAUUAUAGCGAAGUUGAACGGCCUCCUUGGAGUCUGUUCCUCGGAGUUCUCUUUUUCCACCACUUGGGGGAGCUUUUGAACGUCGAAUGCAGUAGACAGGUUUUCGUACUGGGGAUUCUUUGGCCCACUUUUGAAAAAUUCAACCAGCUUAUAAAUAGGAGCAGGGACGACUCGACUCAGAUUUUAAUGCAUCUAUUUCUUCUCAAACUCUAGGGUCCAAUGGGUCCCCGUGGUCCAGCUGGCCCACCUGGAAAGAAUGGAGAUGAUGUGAGUGACUUAUGUCUUUUUUUGGAGUGGGGGGCCCCCGGAAACUUCUUCUUUCCAAUUAUCCAAAGAUGGAGUGUGCCCAAAUAGCCACACAGUUUCAGUGUCAAGGUUACCCUCAACUUACAGACUUGAGUUGGCCGACUUAUCCACCUGCCUUGCUUUGCCUCCAAGUAAAGUGAGUCAGGUCUAAAAAACUCGCAGUGUAAAAAUAAAAAAAGCCUUAUCUGCAAUUAGUGACUUGAACUCCUAAGCAGCCCACCAAACCAGGACUUGAUGGGAGACGCCCACAGUUUGUCAGUGCUGGGCCUUAUCCAUCCUUGCCCCUUACCACUUUCUCUGGCUUCUCCCUUUCUGCUGAGCAGAAGCACCAAUCCUUAAGGAACACCUGUUGACGUUACAGGGCCAUUUGGUUGCAAACCUUAUUGCGAGGUCCAAGUCCCUUUUACAAACACAGUUCCCCAAUCAGUGGUCUUUCAUCCUCGCCUAGUGCGCUGUUUCUUGAGCAUUGGCUCAGACCCUGUCUCCUCUUCUUUCUUCAAGGGUGAAGCUGGAAAACCUGGCCGUCCUGGCGAGCGUGGUGCCCAAGGUCCACAGGUAAGAUGUCUCUCAUCAUGGGGUGGCUGUCAAGCACCUGUCUUUUUAGGAAGUGCUGCUCCUUGCCCUGGCAUCCCUGGAGCCUUGAGAUUACAACCUGUUGUUUAGGGAAAGUGAUGCAAUGUCUUACAUUGGUGGCCUGAAAGAGCAGGUUUGAUGAUCAUAUUAGCAAGAAGCAGCUUAAGUUUUUCAAUUCCUGCUUCAGUACAGAGGGAUGGUUCGUUUAUAAACCCAUUCUACAGCUGUCUCCAAUCUCCAGAUGUUUUGGACUACAACUCUUGUCACCCCCCACGACUGGCCAUGAUGGUGUCUGGGGCUGAUGGGAUUUGGAGUCCGGCAGCUCCUGUAGGACACGGGGUUGGCGAAGGGUGACAUACAACCUAUUCCCACCCCAAAUGCUGUAUUGCAAUGCAUCCCUACUUCAGUUCACCUUCCUGGCAAUUUUGCAAGGUGGUUAGGUUUGACUGUGAAACAGUUUAUGUGCCUAAGGCCUCAAAGAUGGCUGGGUGAGAUUUUGGAGCCCACAUUUGAACACAUCCACUCUGCCCACUAGACUGGGUGAUCACUGACAGACUCCUUCCUAGAUUGGAAAUUUUGAGCUCUUGAUGGGUGGUCCCAGCUGUACGGAGAACUAGGAUGUUCAAGGAGAUGUAAGGACAUAGCACAAAACUAGCAGUAAAGAUGCCGCCAUCUGCCUUAGUGGCAUUUCUUAAUCCUUUUAAACUGAGUCCUACAGUGUUGUUGCUAUUGAUGAAAAGCACAUUAUGUAUGUCCCAAUCAUAAACCAGCUGUUGGUGUGAAGAGAUCCCACCCACUUGCCUAGAGAAGGCGAGAAAGGUGAGACACGUUUUCUUCUUCUUCUCUGACUCCUAAAUAACUUUUUGUUCUCUUGCUUUAGGGUGCCCGUGGUCUUCCCGGAACAGCUGGCCUUCCAGGCAUGAAGGGACACAGAGUAAGUGUGCUCCGAUAGCUCAAUGACCAAGAAAAUUUGGAGAUCUUGCAAUUCAGAAUGUCCCCUGGCUAGAUUAUUUACUUAGGAGUAGACAUGCAUCCCCUCUGGAGCUUUUAACGUUUACAGCCAUCACAAUACAAACAGCAUCUGCCAUUGCGAACAUGGCACCUUCACUAGAUAAUGCCUGCCAUGAAGGUGACAAUAGCCAUAUGGUCACAUGAACCUUGGGGUAAAGCCCCACCUAGAACUAUUUAUCUUAGGAGGCAGCCAAGGUCCAAGCUGAGAAGGGCAUGAAACGAACCCUUAAAAAUGUCUACUCAGGUGUUUCAAGUUGACCAUUAUAUAAUUAUCUUGUAUAUUCAUAUCCUUGGUUCCAAGGUGGUCUUCCACCCAGGCUUCCUCAGCUUUUGCAUGGUUGCCAAUAUGGAACCUGUAGUCUUUUCAGUUGAACAGUAAAAUGAGGGACUACUAACCUUACAAAUGUAGAAUUAAGGCACGCCAUUGCCUUUUUUAUAUCAACUACUUGGAUUUUAAUGUUCCUUUUUCUUCUUUUCCAUCCGUUCUUCCAUCCCACUACUUUAGGGUUUCAGCGGUCUUGAUGGUGCUAAAGGUGAUGCUGGUCCAGCUGGCCCCAAGGUGAGUGUCCACUUUUAAGUAUGUGCCCCCUUCCGUUUAUACCUAAUUCUAUCCCCUCCUGUUUCAGCAACAGGUUGUUGACAUCUGCUCUGUUUCCUCUUUCAGGGUGAGCCUGGUAGCCCUGGUGAGAAUGGCGCUCCUGGACAAGUUGUGAGUACCAUUGUUCUUCUGCCCUUUGCUUUCAUGGGUAGACCAUCUUUCCAAAUCUUACAAGCAUAGGCUGGGUAUCAGCAGAAAUGGAUUUGUUCAGGUGAAAGGAUGAUGAGGAAAGGAAAACUCCUAGUCACCAAAAGGGGGGGAGUAAGAGGACUUACUCAUUGGUAGAGUGCAUGCUUUGUGUCUCUGAAUAUCCCAGGAUCAAUCCCUAGCCUAUUAAAAGGAACAAGGAACAGAUGAUGGGCAAAACCUCUGUCUGAUCCUCAGGACCCCAUAGACAAUCUUUAGCUAGGUAGACCCAUGGUCCGAUUCAAUAUAAGGUGUCUCUGUUUGGUUUCUGCGUACUGUGAUCACACCUUACAUCCAUUGUGUUCUGAGGAUGGAUUUGAUCCCUAGCAUGCUUUGUGGAGAAUCAAGUGGAAAUAAUUUGUCUGAAGGCGUCCAAGUUCAGUAUACUUCCUUUCAUACGUUGUUCAUGAAAACCCUUCAGGUGAACUAGUUCCAUGCGAUGGUUAACAUGCAGUAACCCCAAAGGACAACGCAAUAGUUCCAUCUGAGUAUGGCAGUAGCAACCUACAUGAGGGACAGGCGCGUUUUGACAUAAAAGAAGACAAGGAGAAAUAUCCAGCGAGAUGAAGCAUUAUUUCAUAGCAGGGUUGGGGAAACCGAGGUACCCUCCUGAUGUGGUUGGAUUCUAGCUCCCAUCAGUCUCAGUCGCCAUGGCCAUUUCGUCAGGAAGGGUGGGAAGUGUUGCUCAGCAACGUUUGGAGGGCUGCGAGUUCCUCAACUCUACUGUGCAGAGAACUAUGUGUGAGAUUUCAGACAGCAGGGCAGACGUCAUGGGUGUGUGUAGCAUCCGGGUGGCGAAAGCUACAGAUCAAAGGCUCUUUCGCUUGGUCUAAUGGAUAUAUCAUCCUUUUGCGUAUAGUUGCAGCCAGAUCCAGGAGAGCAAGAACACAUAAUGAGUCAAAGGGGAUUGCAUCAAGAAAUGAGGGGGUAGAUAAAAAACAAUUUUAAGCUGAGGGCACUUGAGAUGUAUGAAGCAAAGACAUGAAGAAGCAAGGCAUGCUGGCAUAUACAAAGUCUUCGUUCUCACUUUAUGGCUCCCUGGGGAACGAAGGAACCCCUUAACACCAGUAGAGGCAUUAGAAAUGGUAGAUGCUAAAGAACAGAAUGGCUAAUGAAAGGUUGGGUGGAUGGUAACGGGGCAUGGAUCAAAGCUACCUUCCCCUAAACUAAACUUGUUUCUCCUUAUGCCUAGGGCCCACGUGGUCUUCCCGGUGAGAGAGGCCGCCCUGGACCUUCUGGCCCUGCUGUAAGUACAUUGUUUUGUCUUGUGGGACAUAUUGUGGGGCUGGAUGCAACUGGUACCAAGGCAUCCUUGGUGUAGCAUCCUCCAGGUCUGGUGUGGCCUGGAGAGAUGGCAGUAACUGAAACGCCUUUCUCCCCCUCUUGUUCACCACAGGGUGCUCGUGGUAAUGAUGGUUCCCCCGGUGCUGCUGGCCCCCCAGUAAGUAUUCCUGCAACCUGCAGUUUCUUCUCUGCUUAAGUGAUGAUUAUUUUCCUGUGGAGAGGGUUUGUCCUGCCAGACAAACAUUGGCCGUUGCCAGACUCCAUAUCCUAAAUGGGAAUUUGCAGGACAACACACUCUGUAAUUAAACCAGCCAUGGGAUGGAAGGCCUUGACUCUUGUUUCCCUUUCCCUGGCAUUUUAAAUCGCAGACCAAACCUCUGGCCAUUGCUGGGGUGGAGUUGGCCAGUGUUAAGAGGUUGCUAAUUUGGGACUCCAAGGAAAAUGCUAUAAUUGCCAUUGCUUUCUUUCUUUCAGGGCCCCACUGGUCCAGCUGGUCCCCCUGGCUUCCCUGGUGCCGCUGGCCCUAAGGUAAAGACACUGGACGACACUGAUGCUCAGAAGCAAUUGUUUUGUAUCAGGAACAUCAAAAAUUGUUGGGUUUAGACUCGAUCAAUAUCUCAGGUGCCAGUCCUCAUGCAAGCCAACAUUGCACCAUCAGUGCAUAAGAGGGAGGUAUCAGGAGGCUUAGGAGAAUCCCAGUGUUUGCAGGUGUACAAAAAUAUUUAGGGGGAAAUUCUUAUAGGUAAAAAUAAAGUAAAAAUACCAACCGAUAAUGACUGUGCAGACUCGGCGCAGAAUGAUAAGAGACUGUUGGGGUGUGAAGAACAGAAAUCUGGGCAGGUGAUGAAGUAGAAUGGAGUAUCUGGAAUCGUGGACAGACUGCAACAUUUUGUUGCAGAUCCCACUUGUCUUCUUGAUUCCUCAGUCUAUUGUUAAUAAUAAUAAUAAUAUUUUUAAAAGGGGGGAAGGGGAGAGACAGUCUUCCCCUUCUUAGACGAAAAGCUCUGUAGCACCAGCUCUAGAUGAACUAUUUCUUACCAAACCAGCUACAAGCACCUUAGUCUUCUGUGGGAAAGAUCACAGGCUAUUUCUGAAAAGCCAUGGCCCUCAUAAUGAUUUCAAAGGCUCUCCUCCCUCCGAGUCUCUGUAUUCCCUUAUAGCUCUUCAUUCAAGAAUGGAGGGUGACACAUCUACAUGGGCCAAGUUCUUAAAUUCCAUUGUAGCCUUAUGAGGCUACACCAUGAGUGGUAGCUUUUCAUCCUGCCCAGCAAUGUCUGAAGCUUAGAGGCUACUUGAGAGGUGCCCGCAAUGUUGCUUCCCGUUCCAGCCUCUCUUUCACACACAACAGGCAAUGAUGGUUUGGGAAGGAAGCCACCGCAUUGCUAAACCUCCAGGGUGGCCUAUGGGUUUCAGGUGUUCCCAGAGCAGCAAGAUGGAAGUCUGUAAAGGACUAGUGACUGCCAAGUUCCUGCAGCAUAAGCACUUAGUGUUAGACCCCAAAGAAGCUGUAGCAACAGCCCGCCUCAAGAGGACCAAGUAGUGUGCUUCAGGUGGCAGGCCUCAAACCUCUUGAUUUCUGAGGGACAGGGUGGCAAAGGAAGGCCUGAGGCAUUGUAGUACUGAUCCAACGAGGCAAAACUGUGAAGCCUCAGAAGGGCUUGGUGUGGGAUGGUGUAGUUUGACAGGGAGACGCUGCCACCAUACCUGUGGAAGAGUACUUAUGUCCCUUGUUCUUUUUUCUCUUAUUGCACAGGGUGAAACCGGUCCCCAAGGUGCUCGUGGUAGUGAAGGCCCACAAGGUGCUCGUGGUGAACCUGGUCCCGCCGGUCCCGCUGGCGCUGCUGGUCCUUCUGUAAGCUGCACUACUUGCCGAUUUUGGGCUUUUGUCGAAUGCGCUUCGGGAGUUUCUAAGGAGCAUCAUCAUAAUGACUCUUCUCUCCUCCUUCUCCUCUGCUUUAGGGCAACCCUGGUUCUGAUGGUCAACCUGGUGCCAAAGGUGCAACUGUAAGUACCCUCCCAUCGCUUUUCUUGUCUUCUCCAAUGCCUUCCUUUCCCUGUUGCUUCACCAGUGUUGCUCUUUUCUCCUAGGGUGCUCCUGGAGCUUCUGGCGCCCCUGGCUUCCCCGGUCCUCGCGGCCCAGCUGGACCUCAGGGUCCCAGCGGCUCUCCUGGUCCCAAGGGUAACAGCGUAAGUCUCACCUGAUCUCCCCUCACCUUUUGGCUCGUCAUUUAAGCCUGCCUUCAGAGGUCUUUGAAGAAAUUAGAAAUAGAGGCAUCUGGGUGGGUUAUCCAGGGAAUCCAGACUUCUUUAGCCUAACUGGGAGAACGCAAGGAGGAGCCUAACAUAACAUAAUUAAUUCAGAAAAUACCACCCUCUGCAUAUCCUCUCUGGACUGUGCUUGUUUAAUAGCUAAAGCACUGUUUCUUAGUCUUUUUCAAACCAUGACCUCCAAUACUACCAAUAAUACCAGCUUUCCUGCCUUGGCAUCAUAUAAUACACUGGGUUUUAAAAUUCUGAAAAUGACAGUAUUCCAGAGCAGCUAGAUUUGUGUAGCAGGUAGGAUAAAGGUAUCAAAAUGGUAGGCGAUGGUGUACAAAUCUCUUUUUUAAGGGUAGCAGUAUCCAAGAUUAUUUAGCAGGGCGCGCCUUCUACCAAACCCCAUUGUUAACUCUCAUAUGGUGGAGAUUUACAUUGAGUUGCAUGUUCACUAUUACAUUCUCAAGUUCCCUUUCCUUGACUCUGCUUCCUAUAAACCAGGCCUAGCCAGACUUGGCCCUCCAGAUGUUUUGGGACUACAACUCCCAUCAUCCCUAGCUAACAGGACCAGUGGUCAGGGAUGAUGGGAAUUGUAGUCCCAAAACAUCUGGAGGGCCAAGUUUGCUCUAACCUGUCCCUUCUAUUCAGGGCCCAAGCCCAAAAUCACAUGCAUCAGCAUCUUAUCAAAUCUCUUCCUCUGUGGAUUGUCAGCCUGGAUAACUCUACUGGUUGCAUCAUGGUGCUGAUAACUCCAAGGCUUCAGGUUCGAUCCCUGUAUGGGACAACUGCAUUGCAGGGGGUUGGACUAGAUGAUCCUCAGGGUCCCUUCCAACUCUGCAGUUCUAAGUCUUGAUAACAGAUGCAUGUUGAAAGCCAUCUCAGAGAAGCCACAUCCCCUUGUUCUCUCGUAGAAAAAAGGAUUCAUUCUUGCCUUCCUUGUGCUGAAUGAGUUUGUGAUCAUGUUGUUUUCUGUCUCUUUAUAUGCGUUUAGGGUGAACCCGGCGCUCCCGGAAACAAAGGAGAUACUGGCUCUAAAGGCGAACCCGUAAGUAUCCCUCUCACCUGGGAUGUAGUUCUAAAACGGUGCAUCUGUUCUUGUUUCAUUUUCACUUUUGUUAACGCUUGCCUCUCCUUCCUUUUAUCUUCCAGGGCCCCGCUGGUGUCCAAGGCCCCCCUGGUCCACCUGGUGAGGAAGGCAAGAGAGGAUCUCGUGGUGAGCCUGGACCCGCUGGCUUGCCUGGACCUGCUGGUGAACGUGUACGUACCAACGUUGUUCUCCAUAUUACUGCCCUCUCGAACCAAAACUAGUCUCUCCUUAACUGUGGGCAGCAAGAUCACACUCUCUUAGCAAGCAGACUAAUUUGUGCGCGGACCAUGUAUCUGUCUAACAUACUCACAGUACAUUAUUAGAUUAGUUAGGAAUUGCUGGGUCAAAUUACAAAUGAAAGCAAAGCAGUCUGGAAAGGCAGUCUCAAGAAGCCUCUGUGAGUCAGAGGAGAGCUAUUCUGCAGGGAAAAGCUGUUGCAAAAAUAGAGUGCGCUGCAGCACUUCAAAGAAAACUGAAUCUGCAGAUGCUUUUGCCACUUAUUAGGAACUGCCUCUUAAGGUGUCUAAGAUGUGAGCCCAAUUGGUACCAUGUGUUCACCGUGGAGUGUUUUAAACCCACGAGGAAGCACUGUCUAGGCCUGGAGGUGGGCAGAACAUUGCUGUCCUUUUCACUUAACAGAUCACUGCCUUAAAAAUAAUCCACGGCUGAAUUUAGAAAAAGAAACACCGUCAUUCUUUUCUGUUCUCAAGUUGAAAUCCCAGGGGAGUCCCACGAGAAUUGAUUUCAUACAGAGAAAUAAAAAUACUGAGACCUUUGAGGUCAAAAGACCACUGCAAUAUAGCCAGGUCAUCAGUUGUGUUUUGAACUUCAAACAUUUGAUCAAAUCCAAACUUCCCUCUCACUUAGACAGUUUUCCUUGUUUACUUAUGUUUCUUUGCUCCCUCUUAUAAUAUGCCAUCCGGUACUUUCGCUUGAGUUACCUGCAACUCUUUGCACACCUUUUCAGCCCCUGAUCUCUAUUUGUGGGUUGUGUCUUGCUGCUUUGAGAUGGGGUUGGCAGGUGUGGGAUCCUGUCUUCAACCUGGGCCCUAAACUAGGAUUCUGAGAUUCUUGAGAUUAUCCUGAAUCUGAAUUUACUUUCUUUGAUCUGCAUGUGAUUCUGCCUUGUGGGAUUUGUAUUUUUGGUCCUUUCUGGCCAAUCGAUGUUUAUUUUCCCUGUCCACUUUGAUGGGAGAAACCAGCGCUGUGUAUAUGACAUUAACCUGUUCUCCUCCUUACCAUUCACAGGGUGCUCCCGGAAGCCGUGGUUUCCCCGGAUCUGAUGGCAUUGCUGGUCCCAAGGUAGGUUCUAGUCUCCUCACGCUGUCACUGCCUUCUCUACAGAAUGAAAGGUAUAAAAAUAAUGGCCUCUCCAUCCAUUGGCAUCACUCCAAUGGGCUGAGGUGGGAAGCCUCAGAUAAGGCUCUGGGAAUGUGGGUCAAGGCAGAGACAGUUAAACCAGGGAGAGAUGGAAUGUUCUCUUAGUAGAAAAGAGCCUGGAGCAAUCUCAAAUGCUACUGAAUAUUAUUUUAUUUUUGCUAGCUGUUACCUACAUUAGGAAUAGUUUAAAUGAGUUAAAUGGGGGAUGGAAAGAAAGCCUUCUUCCUUGGAACUCCCCUUAAUCUCAGGUGGCCUGAGCAGAUUUUCACAACGUUGAGAAAUGGCACUCUGCACAUGUUCUAAUGCUAUCAAAACAUGACUAGUUCUCGAUUUCUUUCAUUUCUUUCCUGCCCUGCCAAUGCUGAUAGUAGGGCUAGUGAAAGUAAAAACAUCGAAAAUAGCAAUUUUCUUUUUUUAAAAAAUUAAAAAAUAAAGCUUCCAGCUUGAAUUAACUUCAUACUACUCCCAUUUUAGAGGUGGGUGCUGAGUGGGAAUUUGGCCAAGCUUCUGCUGAAUAAGUUUGUGGCAGGCAUGUGCCCAGAUCUCUAAGAUGGAAGUCUAAUUGUCCAGCAAAUGUAGAAAUCUAAGGAGCUCCUUUGCACUAAGUGAAUCUGCUUUCCACCUCCCUCCAAAACUCCCUGAAGGAGCUGGGUAGUCUUGUGGAAAUUUAUAGGGGCCAGCAAGAGUUGCCUAAUCAUCUGAGAGCAUCACACGUCAUCCCUUUUGAAGACACUGCAGCCUCAUCCUCAAGCCCCCAGAUGAGUUGAUCAUUGCUCCCAGCUCUUGCUUAACAACACCAGUUGCUUUCAUGUCUUCCCACUCCUGCAGUCCCACGGGCUUUCUUGAGCUUUUUUCUAUUCUUUUUUUAAAGGCACCAGAUCUUGUCUGGAAGCCAGCUGUAGUCCCACCAACUCACCCACCCUUUGCCCUUCCCAGCCCAGCAACAUUUCAUUAUUAUAUAUCACACUUUACUAUGUUCUCACGUUCUGGAAUUCUCCAGCAUGACCUCAAACCACUCACAUAUGCUCAUCUGGCUAAUGGAGAACCAGAGCCCCAGUAGUUAUUGCUCAUAUUGUUGGGUUUGGGACUUUUUUAUGGCUCAUAUCUUAUAUUUUCUGCCCAUGAAGAUUAAGCCAUCCACACAGAAUCAGGCAGCCUGGUGUUGGUCUCCUUCCCUUGCUGUCCUCCUAGUGGUGCAGCAAUAAAACUGCUAGCACACUUGCAAAGCUAAGCAGGGUCCGGUAUGGUUUCAAAGUGGAGGGGAGACCACGUGCUCAGAUUCCUGCAUUGCAAAGGGGUUGGACUAGAUGGCCCUCGAGGUCUACAGUUCUGGGAAUCUUAGAUUGAGCUCUGAUAUAACAGCCUUCUGAACCAGAAGAAGAUGAAACAAUGUCAGCAUUUACCUGCAGUGCUUAAUGGGAUAACUUGACUGCUUUUCCUCUUCCAGGGCCCACCUGGCGAGCGUGGCUCUCCCGGCCCUGCUGGUCCCAAAGGAAACACUGGCGAAGCUGGACGCCCUGGUGAGCCUGGUCUCCCUGGAGCCAAGGUGAGUGGAUUGCAAGAGAUCUGGCAGAAGUGCAAAGGCGAUCUGGCCACAUGCUUUCCUGUUAGGCCCUGGGCAGUGGGGAAUGAGGUGCAUUCUGCCAGAAGCUCCCAUGCCCUAGAGAGGAAUUGAAAAACAAACUGUGUUAGGUAAUCACAAGCUCCCCUUGUUGUUAUAGUAAUUGCACCUAGAAAAUAACAUAGGACUUUGAAGUAUGCAAAGGACUUUGCACUCCCUGUCCUAACAACUUGGUAAGGAGCAGAGGCAGAUUUCGGGCACCACGACCGGUUCUGCCACACUGGGCGCUGAGCUGGGGGGCAUCGCAAAUAUGACAUAGUGAAUUGAGCAGAAUGGGAGGUGAGGGCCAGGGGGCACCAAAUUGUGGCCUUGCUGCAAAAAUUUGAAAGACCACCCCCGCAAGGAAAGUCUGCAAUGGUCCCAUUUUGCAGACAGGGAAGUGAGGCUGAGAAAUGCAUAAGUGAAUUGAAAGGAGGAAGACUUUUGGCGACAGGUUUUAGUGUCCUCUUUUGGCUGUUCUUUUACGGAAGGGUCAUGAUGGGAUAAGGGUAAGAAUUUGCCCAGUUAGAAUGCGGGUAAUGGAUGGCAUUGUGACACCCUGUAGCUCCCUAUGUGAUCCUUGAUUGGUAAGGGUCAUUUCUGGAAGCAGAAAAAGCCCUUAAAGAAAUAGCAGCAAUGUGGGGAAGCAAUAGCUGCAAACAGCACCAUCAAAGUAAAUGCAAGGAGUUUUUAGGGGGAAAUUCAGCCUCCCUGAACACCCCAUUUUUGCCAAGAACAUAUUCAGAGGCAAACGUUCAGUGCAACCCUAGAAAGACAUGACUUGCCCAAGGGCACUAGAAAAUUAAAUACAGCAUUGUAAAUUUAACUCGGGGGCUUAUUAGCCAAGCUGAAAUACCCUUCUUACUGGGUCACACAAGCUCUCAAAUCCUUCCUUGCUCAGUGAUUUGAACCCUGCGUUCUACGCCCCCCACUUCAAGAUGCAAAGGGGAUCAUUAUGCCCAUCUAUCUAAUGCAUCGAUCUACCACUUUCUCCCAUGAGCUCAGGGCAACUUAGAACAAAAUUAAAAUCGGAUUUUUUUAAAAAAACAUGCACCAAUUAAUCUGAAAUAAAACAAAACCAGAAGGAGGACAAGAAAGCAGGACUCGAACUGGAACUGAUUUAAGAGAAACCAGCAACCCCUAGAAUUUUUUUGGAAACAAAACAAAAGUCUUCCCCCGCCCCCUUAUGAAAAAAAAAACACCAACUGCAAGGGACACAUUGGAUUUAUUAGCUACUCAGAUAUUCUGUACAGCUGGAGACUAUUUAAGGGAAGGGCGAGGGCGAACACUUCCAGAAGGGGUUCGCAAAAGCUGUAAAGAAGCAUUUAGGAGAACUGGGAAUCAUUCACAAAAGAGAUGCACAAUAAGGGGUUCCUAUGACAAACAGAUGUUUUCAAAACAGGGGUUGUAGAGCAUUUAGGAAUGACUGUGCUGAAUGGGGUGGCAAAGACAGAGCAAUCCUACCUUACCCUUUCUAGGUCACAAACCCUCGUUGUUAUUGACCAAAGGAUGUUUCCUAACUCACCUUCCUUUCCCCUCCCACCUGCAGGGUCUGACUGGUAGCCCUGGAAGCCCUGGCCCUGAUGGCAAGACUGGACCCACUGUGAGUAGCAACAGGAUGGCAUUCUUCAUUGUUUUACUUUGCUCAGAAAUGAAUUGUUCUUUUAAAACACACACACACAAAAACUUACGGGCUUUUUUGUCUCCUAAUAGGGCCCCGCUGGUCAAGAUGGCCGCCCUGGACCUGCAGGUCCACCUGGUGCAAGAGGUCAAGCUGGUGUCAUGGGAUUCCCUGGACCUAAAGGCGCUGCUGUAAGUAACUGCUUCCUUUCCCUGAAUCUUACACUCCCUUGGAUGAAAAUUCAAGGAUGGCAAAAUCCAGCUUUCUCCUCGCAGUGCCCAGUCUUUGCUUGAAGUUCAGCUUGCAGUGUUGCCAUGAAAAUGGCAGAACUUCAUUUCAGAACUUCCUGAAAUGGCUGCCUUCAAGUCUUCAUGAAAUAACGGCUGGCAGUGCCUGUAACUGCAAGCUCCUUCUAGCUGCCCUCCUUAUGUUUUUGAGCAACUAGAGGGACAAAAAAACCCCCAAAACUCUGGGUGUUCAUAAAGACCUAAAUUGUUGGUCAUUUCUGUUCUUCAUUGUGAUUCUGCAUCUGCUGUUACUGCCAUGGGGCAUCAGCAUGGUUUCAUGGUUUAGAUGGCUCCCUUUCCAGAACUGAAUCUUCAGUUCUUGUAUUGGACCUUAGAAUUAAGCAGAUCAUUGCAGUGAUUCUGUUCUGGGUAUGUGGUAAAUCAGUUGCAGUCCAGCGAUUCAGUGUGAGCAGUGGGCACACAAGACAAGUUAUGGCUCCUUGUUCAUUAUUGUUUUGCAACAUAAAGCUACCCUUCAGCCAAAAAUCAUUCCCAAGAAUGCAGCAACAUGCAGGCGCUGUGGUUUCCCCAUAAAUGGUUGUAUCCAUUUGUGGUCCAAAUUUUGAACACAGCAUACACAUAACCUGGAUUUGACUCGUUCUAGUAUUACCCGAAGAGUGCAAUGGAGUUCCACUGCUACGAAUAUCUUCUUGCUCACUGCUCGUCAAGUUGUCAAUCCUGUCUCUGAAAUGACCCCCUUUGUCCCCUUCUUCUUCUAGGGUGAGCCCGGUAAACCUGGCGAGAGAGGUGCUCCUGGACCUACCGGUGCUGUUGUAAGUAUUUUGCUUAAUGCCCUCUGCAGCCAGGUUCAGAUAUGGCUUUGCACACAGGGAUUUUUAGAUGAAAGCAAGAAAUCUUGGGCACUUGUUCGCUAUAGCAAGCCCUGUGGCAGCAAGGAAAUGGAUUUGACACCAAGACACUAUAUAGAUGUCAGGGGCUGGUCUGGAUCAGAAGACUGGGGAAUGCAAAUGCAGGGAGAUCAGUUCCCAACAGAAGAGGAGGGGAAAUAUUUGACCCCGCCUGCUUCCAGCGUUUCCAGAAGCAGAGAGACAGGCAGAAACAGAAGCUGCAUAGUUAGAGAGGAGCUACCCAGUUAUGAGAUAGUAGCUAAGCAACCAGAAGGGAGGGAGCAGCUGGCCGAUACAUCAGUCGAGAGUGGGGGGACGACACCCUCCCUCCCCCCAAACUCGGAGGUCUGAUCAUGUCAGAGACGCGGGGGGGGGGAUGACUUCCCGUUGGCACACUUCUUGCUGCAGAAGUGGGGAGGAGUCAGAGUAGGCAACUGAUAUCCUUCUGGAGGGUUGCCUGCUUGUGCUGGUAACAGAAUGCUGUAAUAAAAGGACUAGAAAUCUACCAAACGCUCGUUAAUUCUUAUCGGUGAGCCACCGGAAGGGAGAGGGGAACUCCCGUACUUGACAAUAGAACAUAGAAGUGAUCACAACCCUAGCUUUCAAUCUAUGUAACAGAGAAGGCUGAGAGCAGAGGGAGAGGUUGGGGACAGAUACAUUUGUCCUGGGCCUUUAUCCCACAAGCCAGUCAGAGAGCAGUGGAGGAGCAGGCAAGGCAAAGCUCUGGGAAGCCUUUACUAAGGACAAAUCACAGAUGAGAUGCAUUUGUGUGGAGAGUCACACAAAGAAGAGUAGCGCAGACAUUAGAGGCUGCAGGUUUGACAGUGGUAUAGAGUGACAAGGAAGUCAAUGCAAUGAAUUCAGAAGAUCUGGACACAGGAGUAGAAAAACAAUGGAGUGCUUUCAAUGUAGACUGUUCUCCGAAGAGUCCAUCCAGAUACUCUCAUCUCUGCCUUUUUGAUCCUCUUCUCCCUUGCAGGGUGCUCCUGGUAAAGAUGGUGAAACUGGUGCCCAGGGACCCCCUGGCCCAAGUGUAAGUAUGAAUUCUUCCCUGAUCCCACUUUCUGUACCAUUGAUGGCUAUUGUAGGAAACCACUUUUUGAAGCCUACCAACCUUUGAACUUUCCUUUGCUUCUCAUCCUAGGGCCCUGCUGGAGAAAGAGGUGAACAAGGUCCCGGUGGAGCUCCCGGAUUCCAGGUAAAAAAAAAGCUUUCCAUGAAUAGAGGCACAUACAGAACUGUGUGUGUAUUUUCUGCCGCAGCAAAACUCCAAAUUUGGAAGCCGGCUGGAUGGGGAAGAAACUUCAGGGAUAGCAAUAAACGUUGCAAACAUAGUAAAUUUCUGCAUUUUGCAUGCUUAAACCUGCUCCUUUGCUUCAGGUUUUCAGAUUUCUUUGCAAAUUUUCUGGAAGGAGUGGGAGGCAACAGUAUAAUAGUUUGACGGGCACAACAUGCAAAUAUGUUCUUCAAAUCAAGGCUUUGAAGAAGAAAAAAGGAAAGCUGGGAAAUUUAACUAUGCAGAAACCAUGACAACAGGCAUCAAUGCCUGUGCUUGUGCACACACACAAAAUAAUUGUGGGUGAUCAAAUUGUAGGAUAGAUAUAGCUAAGCUCUUUGAAAAGCAAGAUUUCAGUUCCCAAUCUAACACCUUCUCCAUCUCUGGUUUUCUCUUACAGGGUCUUCCCGGUCCUGCAGGUGCCCCUGGUGAAUCUGGAAAGCCUGGUGAACAGGUAAGAAAUGAGGCUGCACAUAGAGAAAUGUGAAGAAGAGACUGGGUUCAGAGAUAGGUAGUUUAGGGUCUGAUCUGAGCUUGCUGGCUCCCCAGUAAGCCUCGCUCCACAUAUAGAUAUGGCAUUUGCAUCUGCCUUCCUGAAUACCUUCAGACAGAAUGCAGUACUUACACCAUACUAUAGAAAGACGUAAGGAUACCUUGAGGAGAACCGGAUGGUCAAGCUUCUCCCCACUUAGCUUCUUCUGCUCGGUUAUUCACAAUCUGCGUGCACACACACAGCAGGGUGAGGUUUCUCCUCCUUUGAAUAGCUGGAGGGAAUUUCAGCAGGCAAAGUUUGCUCCUUCCUUUCAGGACCAUGCCACAGCAAGCUUAGAAUCCCUUAGCUCGGGUGGCUUUCUUUAGAAAGGCUUCAUCCACUCCUUGCAAAAAAACCAGUACAGUGCUGGUGCUGAAUCUAUCCAGCAACAUUCUGAGAACCACGCACCCUUUGCAUUGAAUGAAUUGGAAGCUGUGCAAUCACAGCAGAGUCCGUGCCAUGCCUGCUUUUUGUAUGAUGCAUUUCUCAUGCUCCCUUUGCAAAGCCAAUGGACUUCCAGUUGAUUGGCCAACAAUAAAAAUCCAGAGCACCUGCAAAGAAGUAUAUAGGGAGGGCGGGAAGGAAAUAUUUUCCUUUUGCAUGGCCCAAUGGCCAUAGAAACCUCCCAUAUUGUAGGCAACAGAUCUGUAUCUCCCCCAUGUCCUUCUCCUACUAGAGAUAGGAUUGAUUGCUUGGACUAAAACUGGGAUUUCAGGCAUUCAAAGCACUGUAGAUACUUGAUGCUUCUUGUUCCUCAAGGGGACGUUGUCUCAGCGAGGUGAAGAGAUGCUGAAACGAGUGGAGUCCUUAGUUUAGGCCUAGUGACUCUUUCAGUAAGCCAUUGGAUUGGGCACAACUUGAUGAUUCAGGAGCCCGUAAUUUAUGCUAAUAUUCUGUGGCUGAAGUUGGCAUUUAAAAAGAGUCCAUCUUCAGAUCCUGUCCACUCAUGUUUCCAACAUGCGGUUUUGGAGAAGCCGUCAAGGGAGGUUUACAAUGCAUACCUCCUGAAGUGUUUCCUGCCAAGCAGAAGAGAAUAGCUAGAUGCUUCUCAUUGUGCUGUCCACUUUCCUCCAUGCUUUCAUAUGCUAGAGACCCUGCCCACAUCAUGCAAAUCCUGCCACUUCAGACUUGAGCUGUUCCUUCUGGAAUUCCAUAGCUCAAAGGGACCAUAAGUCCACAUAGUCCUCAGCCGUGAAGCAGCAAAAUUCAUCCCCAGUGCUGCACAGCAGAACCAUCCAUCAGCCCCAUCUUGGAUUACCUAUGACACCUGGAUGCCAAAGAUUCAUUAACCAAUGAUUUUUCUUCUUCUGAUAGGGUGUUCCUGGUGAUGUUGGUCCUCCUGGUCCCUCUGGUGCAAGAGUAAGUGAAGAUCUUCUUCUCCAUACUGGUCUUCCAUAUGUAUUUUCAUUGGUCCGCUGCUGUUUACUGUGAUGCGGGCGUUCUAACCAGAUCUCUUUCCUCCCUCUAGGGCGAGAGAGGUUUCCCCGGUGAACGUGGUGUCCAAGGCCCCCCAGGUCCUCAGGGUGCCCGUGGUUCUAAUGGUGCUCCUGGUAACGAUGGUGCUAAGGUAAGGGUGCAUGAUAGGAUGUAGUCCAUCGCUUAUUAUUAUUCAUGUCCUUUAUCUUCCUUGAAAAUAUCUUGCAUGACAAAUAUAAAAAUCAGUCUUGGAUGCUUGGGAUUUUUUUCAAAUGAUCAGAGUUAGGUUUUGAGCCACGUAGGCAACAAAACAUCUAUAAUUCAAGAGGUGAAGGAAACAAUCUAUGCCUUCUGAAGCAUCCCCUCACACCUCCUGUUUUCUCAACAAAGGUGAUGUACAGUGCUCACCAGCUUAAGACAGAGUGGGACCACCUGUAGUAUUCGGGGUCCUCUUAUGAGCUUAUGGAACUUGAUAAUAGUGCAUUUCCACACACACAGAAAGAGAGGUUAUAAGGAUAUUGGGCAAAUCAGGAGUAGAGGCCCACAGCUGAGCUGUUUCAUUUCACCAGGGUUGGGCUAAGUUUUGGAAUCCAACCAAGCAUCUGCCAUGAAGCAGGACACAGCUUCGAUUCUGCUACCUUAUUACGUUAGCCAGACCACAUGGGACAAGCUCUGGGACCUUCUUUCUCUUUUCAGAACCUAUAGGCACAUUUCACUCCAAGCAAGGCAACUUUUGCACCCUAAAGCAAAUAAGGAAAGUAAUGGAUUUGCCUUGGCAUGGGCACAUUCAGGAAUCCUGUGCCUGUUCCUUAGUAUCAUCUACCCAAUCCCUCUGAAUCAUUGCCUUCCUGGGUGCAACAAGGCUCUUCUUCCCUAGCAUACAGACUGAAAAUCUGAAAAAAUAAAUAAAUGUUGUUUUGCAAAUGUGUAUGAGACAGACAGACAGAAUUCAGAAGGGAUUAGGUGCUGCCAUCUAUGCUGGGCCUGGUAUCUUAGCUCUGUUUCUGAUAUGUGUUUGUUUGUUUGGCUCUGCUCCUCUAGGGUGAUGCUGGUGCUCCUGGUGCCCCCGGAAACCAAGGUCCCGCUGGCCUUCAGGGUAUGCCUGGCGAACGUGGUGCUGCUGGUCUGCCUGGUGCCAAGGGAGACAGAGUAAGUAUCUGGUCCUUGGAAACAAUGCCAUCAAAAUGGCAGCUCACUAACUUAACCGACCUAUAAAGAAGGCAAACAAGCAAACAACAACGGCAACAGCCCCCUGACUCUUCCAAAUAUAACCCUCCAGUUAGGAGGCUUUCCCAACUUCUCCUCGUAUCUCUCUCCAGCCCGCUUUCACGACGAACCACCAUUACUGCAACUGUGCAGAGAUAAUCUUGACACAGAUCCUCAUGCCCACAGGUUCAUAUGAGGGUCAUAGGGGGCCAGUGGAUGGAAGACUUAAUAAAAACAGGAGGUCACUUGCAAGGCUGUUGCUGUUUUGCAGGUGGGAUUUACCUGCGCGCCAACAAACUCAGACUGUGCAAUUGAAAUGCGUUUGGUGUUGUUUGGCAACACACCCACUUCCCUCCAAAACAGGACUUUUAGGUGAUAAAGAAAGUGAUAGGAAAACACACUGGGCUAUUGACUGGCUUUGUAACACACCAUUUCAAUUGGGUAGGAAGUUUGUGGAAAAGUAACAUCCGGAAUUGCCUUACACUGUGUCAGGGAACUGGUGCAUCAAGCUCAGUACUCUGUCUAUUUCAGCUGGCUACAGAGCUCCACCAUAUCUGGCUGAGAUAUUUCCCACUCCCAGCACAUGGGAUUUAUUUUAUUUUUUUAAUGAAAAAAGGGGGCAGAAAUCUAACCUAGGGCCUUCUCCAUCCAAGGCCUGUAAUCUGCCCCCAGACCUUCCUCUACUUGAAGUAGACUGCUGGCAGAAUCGUAAUGUGGGAAAUAAGGAACAGGAAGAUAAUAUUAAAUUCUGCUCGCUGGUAUUUAGAAACUCCCCUCCUUAAAAUAUCCAGUGGGCAGGCGACUCUUCCCUUCUGUAUGGCCAAAGCAAGAGGAUGGUUGGUGUAGCCCUCCAGAUGUUGCUGGACUAUAGCUGCCAGCAUCCCUGACCAUCAUCCAUGCUGGCUAGAAACUCAACAUCUGGAGGGGCACAGUUUCCCCACCUCUGGCUUGUAGGCUUUUGCCUUCAGGGUUGGAAUGAAGGGCAGAUCUCGGGGUGCUAUCCAGCACUUAGUCCUUCUUCCAUCAGUCUCCUUGAGAUAAAUUCCCUCGCGCCAAACUCGGCUUGACAUCCUAAUGCAGAUUCUGCUAGAUGGUCGGAUCUCUCCCAAGACCUUCAGAGAUGAGACACCUUGUAUCGCCAACAGAGAGUUCUUCCUCCCAGUUUUUGCACCAGCUUGUUCCUUUCGGUGCUUCAUGGUCUGCUCUGUUUCUCCUUCCUCCUAGGGUGACACUGGUCCCAAAGGUGCUGAUGGUGCUCCUGGCAAGGAUGGACUUAGAGGAUUGACUGGACCUAUUGGCCCACCUGGACCUUCUGGUGCUCCUGGUGACAAGGCAAGUGCUCCACUGACUUUAUGUACCUCUUUUCCAGAAAAAGGUCUAGUGAUCUCCAGUUGUCAGAUGUCUAGGUGCAUUUUCUGGCAUAUUAACAAAUUUGUGAAUGAGCUGGGAGCUAUUUGGCGUCUUCCGACUUGGGCUUUGAUGCCACUCCUUUGCAGAGCAUGCAGUGGAGAGGCAGUUGGCAACUCUUUCCUGACCAGGUGUUCUGAUGGCGUAGGGGUGCAGAGAUCCAACCUGGCCCUUUCUAGUCAGCUCAGUGUCCCUGCCCUGCAUGCUGAUGGCAAGAAUAGGGCAGCCAUGGGGACAGCCCCCUUUCCCAAGAAAUUCUAAGUAUGAGAAUCUCAGCAUUGUGUGCCCUUCAUCUGAAGCCCUCAAUCUCUAUGAGGUCAGCUGGGCUAGGCUUGGGCAGAGAGCAAGAGGCUAGUGGAAUGUCACUCUAUAUCAGAACCUUUCUAGCUCAUGUCCACAUGGACCAGAGCUGAUUUGACAGGGGCUAGUUUGAAAUUAAAACAGUGGCCAGCAACUAGAUUCAGUGAUAGGUCAAUCUGGAGUGGAGCACUGGGGGGAAGAGCUUAGCCCCUUCCUUCUCACCUUAUUCACUUGAUACCACCUGGACACCCAUCGCUGGCUGAGGCUACAACCUCCACAACAGCAUCACCAGGACACUGGAUGAAGGUUGUUGGCUGUGGAAAGAACACGUAGGGAGAAAGGGCUUCUUUUUGCCUGCAGAAUUGCAUGGAUGAGAGUGAUGGGCCGACAGGUGAUCAUCCGCAGGUCACAUUGUCUCAUAGGCCACCCUGACUACGCAGUUAAAGGAUUUUCCCAGCUCAACCUGCUAUAUUAUGUAUACCAUUUAGGGGUGCUUUCAGGUCCUACGAAUAGGCUAGGCUGAAAGGUAUGGACAUGACCAACCUUCUAGUCUCUCCUCUCCAGCCUCAUACAAUCCAAGCGCCAUUGAUCCAUCAACUUAGUACUGUCCACAAUGAGUGGCACCACCUCUCCAGGGUUUCAGGCAGGUAUCAGGGAUCAACCCUUUGGAGGACCUUUGCUUACAGAGGAUGUGCUCUACCACUGAGCUAUGAUCCUUCCCCAUCCGUCCCCAAUUUUGUUCUUCCAACCUGUCACUAAUAAGCUUUCCCCCUCCUGUUUUCAUACCAUAAAACUCAAUGGCUGGCUCUCGCUCUCUCUCUCUGCUAGAUAUGAAGGCAAACGGUUCAUGUUUUUCAAUUCACAUGUUGAACUUAGGCCUCCAUGCGAGGCAGUGAGUACAUGAUUAGAAAAAGAGGCAUUUAUCCAAUCUGGUGAGAGUAGCAAGGUAUAAGAGAGGAAUGUAACUAACCGGUAGGAUUCUGCAGCUUAGGAUCACAGAUUUGUAGAAUUGGAAGAAGGACCACAAGGGUCAUCUUGUGUUCAACCUUCUGUGAUGCAGGAAUCUUUCAUCCAAUGUGGGGCUCAAACAUACAACCCUGAGAUUAAGAGUUUCAUGCGCGACUGACUGAGCUAUGCAUCCUGGGUGUGGGUGGGUGUGCUUUUUUCCUACUUGUGUUACAGAGCCUUUUGUGGUUCCUCCUGGUUCCCUGGAGCUUAACCUCAUCUCUAUUUCUUUUCUUCCUCAACCAGGGUGAAGCUGGUCCUGCUGGUCCUGCUGGUCCCACCGGUGCUCGUGGUGCUCCCGUAAGUACUUUCUUUUCCAUCCUAGAAACACAGAAUUGUAGAGUUGGAAGGUACCCCAAGGGUUAUCCAGUCCAAACCCCCUGCAACGCAGGGAUCUCAUUCUUAUCACCUUCUCUCAUUCUUUGACCCUUCCUUUCAUCACCACUGACCAAAUGCAUUUGUCUCAUUUUCCUCCCCAGGGAGAUCGUGGUGAGCCUGGCCCUGCCGGACCCGCUGGAUUUGCCGGCCCCCCUGUGAGUAUGAUGACAAGUGUUCAGUUCUCAUCAAACUGUUGAUUCGUUGCAUGUUGGGUGUUGGGUGCAGGGUGGACAAUCCCUCCGUUUUGGUGCACAUUGUGGCAAACAAGCAGCAACAGUUGACAGGCAAGGUUUGCGACCAGAAGCACCUGUAGAUUGUUAUCAAGUGAUCUCUGGUAGGAGAAAGUUAUACGUUCCAGGCAUUGCAAUUCCUCAGUUAGCAGUGCUCAUAAAGUAAAGAAAAUAGUCCCAAUUUGGGGUAUAUUCAUAGAAUCAUAGAACUGUAGGGUUGGAAGAAACGCCAAGGGUCUUCUAGUCCAACCCCCUGCAAUCCAGGGAUCUCGGGUAAAGCAUCCGUGACAGAUGGCCAUCCAACCUCUGCGUAUAAACCUCCAAGGAAGGAGAGUCCACCACCUUCCCAGGGAGACCUUUCUACUGUAGAACAAUUGCUGUCAGGUUUUUGCUGAUGUUUAGUUGGAAUCUCCUCUCUUGUAACUUGAAGACAUUGAUUCAAGUCCUACCCUUCAAAGCAGGAGAAAACAAGCUUCCUCCAUCUUCCAGUGCUUGAGAUAUUUGAAGAUGGCUAUCAUACCUUCUCUCAGUCUCUCUCUUCUUUCCCAGGCUAAACAUACACAGUUCCUUCAACUGUUCCUCAUAAGGCUUGGAAGAACAAUUCGGUUCUCCCUUACCUUCCUCCUAACUACAGCAAUCAAGCAGGCAUUAAUUAGUGCACUGUUGGGGUGGCAAAUUCUACCCAGCAGUGCCUUUUUCAGUGCCUUAUGCCACUUUUAACCACUUUCACUGCCACCUUGAGGUCCUUUGGAGAACAAGGUAGGGUAUGAUUAAAAUAAAUAAAAUAGGAGCCCAGACAUCAAUCUUUCAUGUCCUACUUGAAUCCAUUUUAGGAGUAUUUUCCAGAACUGGGUGAACUUGAGUGUAGAGCCACUAAAGAACUGGGUCAGUCAAGAGAGUAAAUCACAAGUUGAUGUGGUUUCCAUGCUGAUUCUUGAUGACAUAUGGAUCUGCCAAUUGCUUUGCAAGUGCUCAUCCUCUUUGUCCUCCCAACAAAUCCUUUGAGGUUGAUUAAACUGUGAGAAAGGUGGUGCUUGAACCCAAAGCUGAGGAGUGGGCACUUGAACCUGGAUUUCCCCAUGUCCCAAGCUGAACUGCAACCGGGUUGACUCCACUAUGUAACUGAGAGAGACUGGGAACUGAAUCUCCCAAACCUGAUUGAGAACCCUCCUCUCCAUUUGCACCCUCCCUGUUCCAGGUUGUGCAAACCUUGCUUCUCAUGCUGCCUCUUCCUGUUUGAUUCACACCUGGCAGGUUAUCAGAAGCAAUGUGGUCCAACCUCCUCUGGCACAAUGAGAUCAUUUAGUCAGAUGUACUUGGAUGAUGCAGAGAAAGAUCCAUCAAUAUCUUCCAUCUUAAGUAGAUAUGUCUUUCCUUUUCCAUCCUUCACCACCACCUGCUCUGCUCUUACCUCCACAGGGUGCUGAUGGACAACCUGGUGCUAAAGGUGAACAAGGUGAUGCUGGUGCUAAAGGCGAUGCUGGUCCUCCCGGACCUGCUGGUGCCACUGGACCUCCCGGACCCGCUGUAAGUGACCCUCUUGUUGCACCCCAAUCUCUUCCGUGAACCCAUCACCUUCCAUCAGCCUUUGGCUUAACGCUGUCUCCCUCCCGCCUGUUGCAGGGUGCUGUUGGUGCUCCUGGACCCAAAGGUGCUCGUGGAAAUGCAGGACCCCCUGUGAGUACCUCCUUCUUCUGCAUUCUUAAGCUGGGUGCGAGUCAAAAAUGCAUUCAUGUUCAAAACUCAGAGUUUUCACAUCCUAAAGAAAUCACUCCCAGUUCAUCACCCUAGGACAUUUAAAGCAGAUCGUGGGAUAGAAAACUAAUGCAGCUCUCGGCUGCAGCAGUGGGCUGCAGAAAUAAACCAUAGAAGGGAUCGUGCAACCUCUGCCCAGAAAGAUCACAGUCUAUGCGAGGUGGGCAAGACAGGGCUCUUUAGCACCUGAUCCAAAAUAGUUAAUCGGUAUUCACAGCAGACCAGCUUCACCGUGGUGAGGAAAAGUCUCUGUGUAUGUUCAGAGGCUCUCACUAGCUAGCCUAAACCCAUCUAACACACAAGAAGGGGGAGGGGGAAUCACAUUCCAGAGCUUGCCACUGGCAGGUUUUAGGCUGAAAUUAAGCCCAAGCUGAUUGCAAUGCAAUUAACCUCGAUCACGUCAUCCAAACUGGUUUAGCUGCAUGAUGUAUGAGGAUCUCUAGCUGGUAGAAACAAAUAAUAAAAUAAAAUAAAAUUGGCACCCUUUUUCUGCAUACCCAGAAGCAGUAGUGACAAGAUGCUAGAAGAGCUGAGAUAUCAUUAUCUUUCUGUGGCAAGGAGCUUCGGCAUUGCAAAGAGGUUGCCGAACUGAGAAAUUAAGACGAAAUCCAUUGCAGGAUCCUACUAAGUGGGGAAUCUGUGUUAGAAUCACACGUACAGUUCCUGCUUGGUAGGGGAGGAGUUAUUGAAAAGGAACCUUCUCUUUCGUUCCUUUCAUAGGGUGCUACUGGAUUCCCUGGAGCUGCUGGAAGAGUCGGACCCCCUGGCCCAUCUGUAAGUACCCUCCCACAAAACACACACAUGCCGGCAUUGUGGGCAACAAUUUAGAAAGCUGUUACACAACCCCGAGGUAGCUGGUGGUGGGAAAGGAUGCUCAGUAGGAAGUUCCUUAGAGCCUACAUUAGAGGACCUACAAAGAUAUAUGUUGACUCUCUUGGCAGCAGAGAGGAUGGGAAAAGAGGGCCAUAAGGUAGAAAAGAUACAGAUUGAGAAUAGUGCUGAAUCAAUUCCUAUCUAAAUAUAUACAAUGGUUUUAGUCCGAACCAGAAGCAUUCCUUAUAGAAUUGGAAAAGUUGGAAGGGACCACAAGAGUGAUCUAGUACAACCCCCUUCAAGUAGUCUUUGUACAUCCACUUUUAUUUUUAUACUCCCAAGUUUGCAAACUGGAUAUCCAGGUUUCCCCCCAAAUUUUUAGCUCCAUCCCCCCCACAAUAAUAAUAAAAAAAGCCUUCAGACACAGCAGAAAUUGUUGGGCCUUAUGGAUUAUUAUGGCACACAAGAAUCUCUAAGUAUUUUUAUACCACUAUCUUAAUGGCCAUUCCGUCUUCGUGGAAUUGCAGCUGGGGAGGAGAGGCCAAGGGUCUUUUAGCAUUAAGUUCUCAGCAUCCUUGCCCAAUCUGCAGUCCACAGGAUUUGCUGGAGCAAACCAUGACAUUUAAAUGACACUGUCACAUAAGCAUGGGCAGGCUUUUCGUUUCAGUUUGCUCUGCUUGGAGCUGCACCUGAUUCGAAAUGCGGUGGCCCAAGCUUUUGGCUGUCUCUAGGAACAUGCAACCCAAUGCAAAAACUAGCUGGUGGGAUGGAAACUCCUCAUUCUCAGUGACCCACUAGAACCUCACUGGGGUGGGGUGGGGGUCCUUCCUCAAAGAUGCUUCAUUUCGGGUCACUGUUCCCAAACUCAACACACGGCCUGUGAGUGUCAUUGAUUUCCUUGUCCUCUUUUCUUUCCCCCCAAAGGGUAACAUCGGCCUUCCCGGCCCCCCAGGCCCUGGUGGAAAGGAAGGUGCCAAAGGACCCCGUGGUGAGACUGGACCUGCUGGACGCCCUGGUGAAGCUGGACCUGCUGGCCCACCCGGACCUCCUGGCGAGAAGGGCUCUCCUGGUUCCGAUGGACCUGCUGUAAGUAAAUGCCACCUCUUACCUUUCAUUCCUCUUGAACGGGAUUGCUUGAGCCAAAGUUGGGCGCCCCCUCCAUGGGGUUAUCUCCCUGUCGCAACAUCUGGCUCCCUGAUGGCAGCCCAGCUGCCAUGUUAACGAUUUCUCUGCCUUAAAUUGGCUCUGGAAUUUCCCACUGCUUGUGCAAAUCUUUAUGGCUGCACCUCUUCAGUGGCGAUGUUCUAGUGAGCAUCGUUGAAAUGCCACAUAAUGGCUUCCUACAUUAUAGACCAGAUCCAUUAGUUCAGAUUGUUGCUUGCCAAGUGUUUGGGUUUUUUAAUGUGGGAUGUGUUUCAGUGGAAAAGGUAGUCCUUGCCAUGCAUGGUCACACUUUGCUUAAAGAGAGCCUGAAGGAAAAUCCCCUAGCCAGCCAAGAUACAACAAGGUGUGGGCUCCUUUAGGCAAGGAUGGAAAGCCUCAUGGGCAUUACUCACAACGUAAAGUGGAGUCAGGACAUCCAACAGUUCUUCUGCUUCAAGCAAGCCCACCAUGUUCUUAUUUCCCAGCCUGUCUGGGGUCUUCUUUCUUCUUCGGUGAUCACUUGUAGCUGAGUAAGAUUGUCUUCCAUAAACACGGUUUAACAGUGAGUCUGUAAGUGACCUGGAGGCCAAUUCUGGAUCCACACGUCCUUCCACAGUGUCUGGGUUAUGCCCAGCUCGCCUCCAACCCUUCUGCAGUGCAGCAUAAUGCUGGCAAAAACAAAAUGUGUUUUUCCAACCAGGAGCUUCUCUGUUGACAUCUCAAGCUCAUGUCCGUUUUCCUCCUGUAGGGCGCACCUGGUACUCCUGGCCCACAAGGUAUUGCUGGACAGCGUGGUGUCGUCGGUCUUCCUGGACAAAGAGGCGAGAGAGGUUUCCCUGGUCUUCCCGGACCAUCUGUGAGUGCUCCCCUUCAGCUUUUCUCUGACAACUCUGCGCAGAAAGUCUGUGUUCAGUUUCCUUCUGGGGCUGGUGUUUGUGGGCUGGGGAACAGCGAGGAAAUUUUUAUUUGAGGGGGGAAUGUUUCUUAAGUGGACUCAGCCACAUAGAAGGCUGAAAACGCAAGGAUACAUAAAAGCAAAAUAGACACACACACCCCGAGUCUAACUGGAAUAUAUGACCCAAGUAUACCCAGCGCCCGCAAUUAGAAGUUUAGUUAUCAAUUGGCAAAGCACUCAAUUGCAUCAACUCCAAAGGUGCAAGAAUCUAGCUAGCUGAACAGGUCCUCCUUCAGACCUGUGAUCUGUCCCAGCAGUUGCAGCAGCAGUGCACCAUGCCUCCUCCAGCCCAUUUACACCACCACCUCAGGACAUGGUGCAUGCAAGCAACCAGUGACUUUUCCUGCGUGUCAUGUCCGGCUGCUCCUGUCCCUUCAAGCCCCUCCUCAUCCUUGGAGACCGUGCAGGAGGGGACAGAGGAGAUUCGAUUCCCUGCAGCUGUUCCCCUGUCUCUGACUGCCCAGCCUCUUCCUUUCCCCGCUGCCUCAUUGGUGGCACAGAAUGUCACAAAUAACUGGCCCUUCCCCUGGAUCAUUCUCCUGCCCUGCUGCCUCCUCUGCCCAUCCCUUCAGACUCCUGCCUCUCCCUGACAAUAUACUUCAGUGUCUGAUGACUCAGCCUGAAGUCUAUGCUUGGCAUACGAGGCCCAAAGAACAGGAGGGAACACAGCAAAGUUUCAGUUUGAGUUGCUUGUUCAGGUUUAGUCUUCAGCACUCUUGUGCUAAACACAUUUACAUAGAAGCCAACAUCAGCGGUACAUCUGCAGAUACGAGGGAUUUGGAUCGCAGCUCGGGUCUCAAAACAAGGCUUCUUUUCAUCCUUGUGCUGCUCUUUGUUUCUGCUCCUAAUAUAAUGCAUAAUAACUAUGGGCUCUGUCGUCGUUUUCCUUAGUGGCAGUAUGAGUGUGCAUUAACCCAGAUAAUCGCUUUUGUUUCCUCCAAGGCCAAGAAUAAAAAAUAAAUAAAAGGUCAAUACCAUUCUCCUGUAGAAACAGAGCAACAUGUUUUCUAUAUUGCAUCUAUGGGUUAGGGUUACCUUACCUUUUGCCCCGGGCCUUCUUAGGCACAAGUCUUGCGUUUUAAAGCUCUGUAUCCAAGAGUGGUUGUUUCCCCCACCACCACCACCACUUUCCCCAGGAAAACCUGCUCUUUAAAGCUGAAUCGGAACAAACAGCAAUUCAGGUUUUCUGUAGAUUGCUGUUUGCUCCAAUUCAGCAGUUCGGAGUGGGUUUUUGCAGGGAAAGCGCAAGGACAACAACAACAAAAUGCUCUAACACAGAGAUUUGAAAUGUGGACCUGUGCCUAGAAAAAUGGCCCAAAAGGAAGUCUGGAUGAGCUAAGACAAAGCACUGUUUAUUGUUUUAGCUUGCUCACAAAUACCUGCACAGCCCCUGGCCGAAUUGCUGAAAAGUGAAGGCUAAACCCUGGAAUUCAGUUCCAAAUCUUCCCUACCCCAUCAAAAAGACUUAUCAUUCAACCACAAGUUCUGUGAAUUGUCAAAAGAAAGAAACAUUUCUAGGGAAUCCUGUUGAUCAUAUUAAUUGUAAGCCCCGAGACAGGACGUCCCGAAAGAUGUAGUAACAUUCAUCUGUUCAGGUUUUUAAUAUGAGCAUCUUGCUAGGUCUUUGAAAUGCAUUUGACAUAUUUUCUGUGUUUUAAGGGCAGAUGUUGUUGUUUUUUUGAGGAGUGCAACUGUUUCUUAGAAGCAGCUCACAAAUUUUUGGAAUUCUGUUUUAAAAGAACCAUCCACAGCUCCCCAGAACAGAAAAAAAACACAGCUGUGUGUACUGGAAAUGAAAAUAAUUCUGAGGGGAAAGUUCUCAAGCAAGUUCCUCUAGCUCAAUCUUGACUCUGUCCUCUCUUAAUGAGGAUUUGUCUCACAGCCUAGACCGCUAAAGAUGUAGCUGGAUUAAGGGGUACAGGAUAGGGGACAAGGUGGGGAGGAGUUAAAAUAUUGAACUUGGUCAGUUAUAACUUAAUAUUGUUGCCUUAAGCACUGAUCAAGAAGACAAAAAAAUUUGGUUUUGCAAAGUGUUUUAUAAAUCUCAGUUUUCAAAGCUGAAACAGAUUCAAUUUGCAAAAUGCAAAUCUGGUUUGAAAAAACUUCCUGGAUUCUCAAUAUCAGGAAGUGAGCGAGCUUUCAUAAAUAGAACAGUGCUCUGGGUUCUGCGGUAUCUAGAAAAGUGAUGUAAGCCAUACAAAACAAAACUCCAUAGAAAUCGAUUAUCUGAGACUAGCCCAUGCUUUAUACAACAGAUGCUUCCCUAGUUCUGAAAUGCAGAGCUAUAUAUUUCAAGUGAUAUAGAACCCUAUGGAGAAGAUAACCUUCCCUGGCCCCAUCCCAUAACCCAUGUUGCAUUGAAAGUUCUUCUUUAGUGCUUUCUGAGAUCCCAGGGAACAGAAUUCAAACUCUGCCUAGACUAGGCUCCUUCUUUCGCUCUUUUUAACUGUAGUUAACCGUGGUCAAGCAUGAUGUGUGAAUGCGAGUCCUCUCCUGCUGUCUUCCUCCCGCCUCCUUCUGUAUCUCAACAACUGGAUUCUUUUUGUUCUAACUGGGACUGAUCUCCACAGGGCGAGCCUGGCAAACAAGGCCCAUCUGGUCCUUCUGGUGAACGCGGUCCUCCCGGCCCAAUGGGACCACCUGGCUUGGCCGGACCCCCUGGUGAAUCUGGACGUGAGGCAAGUCUUCCAAUUUCCAUGGGAGCUCCGGACUCCUAAACUUGUUCACCUUUCUCUGUCAAACCCCAGUCUCUUACCAUUGAUCAGAAAUAUGGUCCUAGUCAAACUGUGCAGUCAGUGGUAAAAUGCAGGUGCAGAAUGCCUUGGCAUCCCCCAGCUAAAAUAAGCUUUGAUAAGAACCUCUAUCUGGAGCCUUGGAAAGUAAGGCAAUACUGGGCUAAAUAGACCAAUGGUCUGGCUCAGAGCAGUGUAGCUUCGUGAGGGACCAUGAUCAGGGUCAUGCUUUACUUGCAGAAGAUACCAUGUUUGUUCCUUAGCAUCUCCUGUUAAAAGUAUAUUCAAGCAGGCUGCUGCCUGAGACCUUGGAGAUAUGGUGCCUGAUUUUUUUUGCCCUUACAGAGGAUAGACAAUACUGCUAGGUAGACCAGUAGUCCUCCUUAGUUAAUAAUAAUAAUAAUAAUAAUAAUAAUAAUAAUAAUAAUUUAUUAUUUAUACCCCGCCCAUUUGGCUGGGCUUCCCCAGCCACUCUGGGCAGCUUCCAACAAAAUAUUAAAAUAACAGUAAUGCAUCAAACAUUAAAAGCUUCCCUAAACAGGGCUGCCUUCAGAUGUCAUCUAAAAGUCUGGUAUUUGUUGUUCUCUUUGACAUCUGGUGGAAGGGCAUUCCACAGGGCGGGUGCCACUACCGAGAAGGCCCUCUGCCUGCUUCCCUGUAACUUGGCUUCUCACAGUGGGGGAACUGCCAGAAGGCCCUCAGCGCUGGACCUCAGUGUCCGGGUAGAACAACAUACGGCAACUUCAUAUGUCCGUAAAUCCUUACUAGUAGAUGUGCAUUGAAUAAUAUAGUUCAGUUACAGAGCUGAAUAGUUUUAACUCAGUUCUAGAUCUCCCAUGGUAGCUAGAGAGUUCUAGAGUUUCAACACCACCACAAUCUCAGUCUCACCAUCUUUCUUCUUGGCUGACAGGGCUCUCCUGGUGCAGAAGGUGCUCCCGGUCGCGAUGGUGCUGCUGGUCCCAAGGUGAGUUGAACAUGCAUGUGUGUAUGCAGCAGGUGUCCGGAACGGGCCGGUGUCGCAAGACCCAGGUCCGAUAACUUUGCAAAACGAAAGACUUGAUUUCACAAACGCACACCGGUUCUGAGCUUUGAUCGCCUCUUCUUGCCUUUCCCUUUCCCAAACAGGGUGAUCGUGGUGAGACUGGCCCAGCUGGUGCCCCUGGCGCUCCCGGUGCCCCCGGUGCCCCUGGCCCAGUUGGCCCUGCUGGCAAGAAUGGCGACCGCGGCGAGACUGUAAGUGGCGCUUCCUUUCCUUCUGCUACAACGUUUUCUGAAUCCUUCAUUUUUCCGAAUUCCACUAGGCCACAUAUAUGCAAACCGACUUAUUCCAGAUCAGUGGAUCUGAAAUAAUGCCAGUCAUUCACAACUUUCCGCUUUCAUGAUCAGUAAAGAUUCAGGCAAGAUGGGUAUUCGUUUGCAGAUGACAUAGGCAUACCCUCCACACCCAGCUUCAGGAUCUUACAUAUUUCAGGAGCGUGCCUUCGUACUUAAUUAACAUGGAACGCAUGCCACUUCUGGUCCUGUGCUCACAUUCGCUAAAGGGGCUCUCUUUCACGCUGCUUUAAUUAACUUGGAUUGGCAUCCACCUAUGGCUCCUCAUUUGUUAGUUCGAAAUAAUUACUCGAGCCAUAUGAGAGCGCUGUGGGGGAACCUCUUCCAUUACACUCUCCCCAUCCUUAUUGCAACUCUGCCAGAGGAUUAAUGAGGUCACUCAUUUGUGAUCUUCCACUCAAAUCCUAUGGAACAUCCCAGGAUUUCGCUAGCAAAUGCAGGAAUAGACAACUCCCAGAUUUAUUCGUUGGCGUGCUUAUAUCCUGCCUUUUUCAUCUUUGGAACUCGAGGCAGUCUGCGUGGGGGUUCCCAGGUGGUCCCCCAUGCGAAUCCUGAGCAGACCUAAAUUUGCUUAGCUUCAGCAAGGUGGAUGCAGCCAUCUGGUGGCCAUAUAUGCCCACCUACACAUCCUAAACACCAGGCUGGCUGCAAUAGUGAAUACACUUUAUAACUAAGAAUCCAACAAACAGAUAGACAGAGAGAUGGACAGACUCUACAGACAGACUCGAGCUCUUCCUGCUAUGAUUGCCCUCCCUUCCAAGGACUGGGCUCCUAAAGGAAUAAGUUGCAUGCUCAAUUACAUGCGGAAUUUUAAAAGCGAUGAUAUGUACAUUUUCUCCUUUUCUCUUUCCCUCUAGGGUCCCGCUGGCCCUGCUGGCCCCGCUGGCCCUGCUGGUGCUCGUGGUCCUGCAGUAAGUUUGGGCUUUGAAAUGUCCUCUCUCUUUCUCUCUUUCUUUUCAUAAAAUCAUAGAAUUGGAAGGGGUCGCAAAGGCCAUCUAGUCCAACCCCCUGCAAUGCAGGAAUCUUUGGCCCGGCAUGGGAUUCGAACCCAUGAGCGUGAGAGUAAGAGUCUCGUGCUCUACCAGCUCAGCUAUGUUAUACUGGUAGAAUAUAUAAUAUGCUAUUCAAUAAGGCUGAAUGGAUAUACUUGGACACUUCCUGUCUGUAUGAUGUCUGCUACCUUUGCCUUAUGGUUGAAAUACAACUGGAAAUAAGCACUCCAAGUUCAUAUCCCGAGUUACGCAGAGUGACUUGCUGAUAGGCAUUUCCUUCCUUUCUCCUUUGUGAAAGCCCAAUAAGCCAAUUUUUAAAAAUAAAAAUUAAAAUCUUGCUUUCCGUUUCUAGGGCCCACAAGGUGCUCGUGGUGACAAGGGUGAGACUGGCGAACAAGGUGACAGAGGAAUGAAGGGUCACAGAGGAUUCUCUGGUCUCCAGGGUCCCCCUGGCCCCCCUGUAAGUACCAGAAAGCUCUUUGCCAUUUUUGGUGCAGAGAAGCUCCAGACGUCACAGACCUCCGUACCCUCUGACAUUUCUCAAAUAGGGACGUCCUAAGGAAAAGUGGGACCAAAUCCAGGAUCAAAUCAGAAACUAGGACAGCUUCUCUUAAGUCAGGGGCAUCCCUGGAAAAUAGGGACACAUGGAGGGUCUUGCUUUAAGGCUUUAGUCCUCGUGAAGGAGAGAAAUGUCCUCACACAAAUUAGAGCCUUGCACCUCUGAUCUAGAGAGCUAGAGCUUUCCUAUCUCAUUUCUGUGGCUUAAGACGGUCUGGAAAAGAAGGACAGACCUUUCUUUCAAUAGCCACAAUAACUUAAAUUGAGCCUCUGCAUUCAGAGGAAACCUACCUCCUUCCCCACCCUGUUUUCUGAACUCCCCAGAGGCCUCUGACUAGCCACUAUUCAGAGACAGGUGGAUCUCGGUCCAGUUGUUUAAUGAGCAAAAGCUACCGUCGCUUUCUGCAAGGAAAUUCCACCUUUGGAUACCUUUUUGAUGAAACAUCUAGUCGGGGGGUGGAGGAAAGAAAAGGGGGAGCUUUGACAUCUAUUUGGCCUGUACGACUGCAGGUCCUUGAAGGUUCCCCAAAGCCCUCGCCCAUUAAUCGGCUUCCGUUUACAAUUCCAUCCAGAUCUCCUAUUGCACCAACUUACUUAAAUCAAAACUUGUAAUUCCAGUUUUCCAACUUUUAGAGACAGAGGGCAGGCUAACGAGCAACAAUUUUGUUCCUAAAUUUCUUCAGCUACCCAUAUGUAUUUUUUCCCCCUUCCCCUUACAGACGUCAGUUUCGUCACGCCAUGCAUUUUGCAAAUAAGUGCUUGCCUGCGUUCAUGCACAUCCCCAUUUGUUCCACGCAUUCCUCCGCCCAGAAAGGCUUUGAGCCUGCCAUGUGGUUGAAAGCAGCAGUGGGCCUCAGCUGUCACUCGGUGUAUAGUUGUUGUCACUGAGCAGUGGCCAAGGCAGGCUUGGGCCUACCUUAGCAGCAUAGAAAUAAGAACUUUAAAGAUGGAGGCCUUAGAUUGCUAUGGCUUCCUUUGGGUCCCUCGUUAACGCAGCCCUCUUAAUUACACAGUGGCAAGAUUGGAGAAGAUGUAUUUAGACCUCCACACACCCCAAAGCAAUCUGCAUUUGAUAUACAUUUCUUCCUGGUCCCAAAUGCAAAUACAGUAUGCUACCCAGUAGUUGGGACGAACAUGGGCAAGGCAUAUGAAAAAUAGGCCACAAAAAUAUUGCCUAUCCUUCUUUCCACCGAAGACCUAGAAAUCUAAAUGCUGAAAGGCUUCCAUUUGAGAUAUACCCAGUUUCCAUUGUACUGAAUGAAACCUUUUUUAAAAAAAAAUAUAGGGUUGCCAUAUUUCAAAAAGUAAAAAGCAGGACACCCCCCCCCCCCCCAAGCAAUUUUUCUAUUGACUUGCCUAAGAUCCAGAACAAAGCGCCGCCUUUCGGAAUUUCCUCCCUGACGUCAGUUCCACCUUUGAAAUUCCAGUAAUGUCUGGGAAAAUCCAGACAUAUGGCAGCAUAGAUAUCAUUUUAUUUUAUUUUAUUUUGUACUGAGUGAACCUAUUGGUUCCCGUUGCCACUUGGAAGAGUAGAUUGAUGAAGGAACACAUAUGAGAUUGGCAUGGACAGAAGCUAGAUUGAUACUUCCUCUCUGUAACUGAACAGGAUUGCAUUUUCUGCCAUUUAAAUAAACCUGUUUUCCCCCAGAUGAUCAUCAAAACUGACAAUUUUUUCUUUUGUGCAGGGCUCUCCUGGUGAACAAGGUCCCUCUGGUGCUUCUGGUCCUGCUGGUCCAAGAGUAAGUAUGGAUUGGGCUGUAAAGCGCAGCAUUAUAGCUAUUAGCUAUUAUUGCUAGACUUUAGUCCUUCUAUGCACCUGUUGUUGUUGCCGCUGCUGCUGCAUUCAUGUUAACAACGAAAGCUUCACUCAUGGUACAUUUUUGCACUGCGUUCCUGACAGGGUCCCCCUGGCUCUUCCGGUGCCGCUGGCAAAGACGGUCUGAAUGGUCUUCCUGGCCCCAUUGGCCCACCUGGUCCCCGUGGUCGCACUGGUGAUGUUGGUCCUGCUGUACGUAUUCCUUCUCACUGUACAAAGCUCAUAGUUAUCAGCACAAUGGGUGGAUGAUAUCUUUGCCUACCUACUCUUCUUAUUUUCCUUCUCCAGGGUCCUCCCGGACCUCCUGGACCACCCGGUCCCCCAGGCCCACCCAGCGGCGGCUUUGACUUCAGCUUCCUGCCCCAGCCUCCUCAGGAGAAAGCGCACGAUGGUGGCCGCUACUACAGAGCUGACGAUGCAAACGUGAUGCGCGACCGCGACCUGGAAGUCGACACUACCCUCAAGAGCCUGUCCAUGCAGAUUGAGAACAUCCGCAGCCCUGACGGAACCCGUAAGAACCCAGCCCGCACUUGCCGCGACCUGAAGAUGUGCCACGGAGACUGGAAGAGUGGUGAGUACAGUCGGGGGGAAAACAAUUCUCAGGUGCAUCUCUUAAAUGCCACGAAUUCUCCUUUUUUCUGGACCACGUCCGUUGGCAGAAUGGCUCUGCCCUGCUCUUUCCUUCUCCGUAUAUCAAUCUUCUCACUUCCCCUCUCUUCUCUGUCAUGUUGACCUUUCUCUUUCACUUGGGGAUUGUUUGCACAGCCAAGCAUAUAGUUGUUUUCUCAGGUCCAGGGCCAGGAAUGGAUUUUCCACCGGAGCUGACUGGGCAGUGAUUUGGGUGCCUUUUCUCACAGCCUCUUCCCUAAAUAACAUGCUUGAGUCAAGCAGAACGAUUAAUUCUCCCAAGUAGCUUCUAUCUGCAGAAUGUGACUUGCAUUUACUUAGGUCCUAAAGGGUGAAGUGGGCCUUCUAAGUUGCUGUAGAGCUUCUAGCUCCAGCCCAGGCUCUUCUCUGGCCCCUCUCCCUUCUCCUACAAAAAAAAUAUGCUUAGGAAGCAGAAUGUCAUUUCUUGUGUAGAUAAUUAAUGCUGGGAAGUGAUGGGGCAACCAUCUAUUUUUUAUAAUACACAUCCACCUCCCCCUGUUCCCUGGCUCUCUGAAGUCCAUCUCAGCCAUACAUAGGUAGUUCUCUUUUCUGUUCUUUUGUUUUUAGCUGUUUGCCUCCUCGUCUUGUAUGGAGUAAGGCUUGGGCAGAUAUUUUCCUGACCCACUUGGGCAAGUCUGAGAACUCAUUGCAUGGGGGGUGGGAUCUGUGAGAUAGGAAAAAGCAGGAGGGGGCAAAUGGUUGGCCAGCCCCCUUUUAGAUCAGGUUGGCGUAAAUUGAUGUUUUGUUUUGUUUUGCUCCUGUGAUCCAUUCUCCAUCAUCCCCAUUCACUUGACCCCGUUCCUCACCAGGUGAGUACUGGAUUGACCCCAACCAAGGCUGCAACCUUGAUGCCAUCAAGGUCUACUGUAACAUGGAGACUGGAGAGACUUGUGUCCAAGCUUCUCAGCCCACCAUCCCCCAGAAGAACUGGUACAUCAGCAAGAACCCCAAGGAGAAGAAGCAUGUCUGGUUUGGCGAAAGCAUGUCCGAUGGCUUCCAGGUGAGACCAGGAAUCGGUGAGGCAGCGACAGUUAACCAGCAAGUGGCUUAGCUGGGACUGUAUUCUGAGUUGGGACCGGAGAGUUAUUUCAGGAUCAGGUUUCCUCCAAGUCACCUGCUGAACUAGAAUGGAUACGAAUUCCACAUGAAUUCCAUGUGCGGAAAGAAUGUCACAGGCAGAAGAACCUGGUGACUGCUUGGUUGUUUCAAUGGAAGCUCUGGGACUGUUUAGCAAGAGGAUGAAAAGACUGAGAAUAGAUAAUCGCCUUAAUGCACAGGUAGGAGCGGCCUCAAUGAGACUGAGAAAUCCAUGUCGACUUUCCAUGUCUGCCAUAGAAUCUGCUCAGAUUGUAACCAGAAAGAUUAAGUUGCCCAUUGAGAAAGGGCCUUUAGCUGUAAAAGGCGAAAGAGCCCUGGAAUUGGUUGCCUAGGGAGGCCUGUGCAUCAUUGGGCUUCGUUGGAAUGGGCUUGAUUCACAAGGCAGAACCUGGAUGGUGGCUUGAUGUCACUUCCAACCUUUAUCCAAGGAUGUUGAACACGACAGAUGAAAAAUGGACAGGAAGGAGGGAAUUUAUGUUGACCAAGGUGCCUCGAAGUACAAUUCCUGGUGCUUGCAGGAAGUUGGGCUUGAUGGCUCCUUAAAUCACUUCUAACUCUAUGAUACGUGGAAGCAAAAGGGAGAGGGGAAGAUCAUUGGUUAAAAGCAAGCAUAGGCCAAUUUUCAAGUGAUAUAUUCCAGAGGUUCAGCUGGGCUUGACUUAGCAUGCUGGAGUAGUCUAGCUCAAAGAAGCUGUAGAUGCUGCAACUUGGAAAAGCAGUCUGUCAAGAAGAAUGUAUACCUGUUGCCUCAUCUAUCUCUCUACAUCUCAUUUCCAAGCUGGAUUUUGGGCAGCAGUCAGCUUAACUGGCUUUGCCCAUUAUUGCAUUACUUCCUGCCUCGGCCCUCUGAGCAUGAAGAGAAAGCAAAGGAGCUGGUUAGAUUCCUAGAUAUAGCAGGGGGUGGGGUUCCUAGAGGACAUGACACGAGUGCUAACCACUUCCUUGCUUCCUCCUUCCCUCCAUCUCCAAUGACAGUUCGAAUAUGGUGGCGAGGGAUCCGACCCAGCUGAUGUUUCCAUUCAACUGACCUUCCUGCGGUUGAUGUCCACUGAAGCUUCCCAGAACAUCACCUACCACUGCAAGAACAGCGUGGCUUACAUGAACGCAGAGACCGGCAACCUGCAGAACGCUCUGCUCCUCCAAGGCUCCAACGAGAUCGAGAUCAGAGCAGAGGGCAACAGCCGCUUCCUCUAUGGAGUCCCUAAGGAUGGUUGCACGGUGAGCGAUUGGGUCUUUAGAUGUGGGGUGGGGGGUACAAUAGAUUCUCUCUCUCUCAGACUGGAGACCUUGUGCAUAAGCUGCAGUGUUUUACUCACAGCUGGCAGGGGAGUUCCCCUUCUAUACCUCCUGCUAAAACCAUGCUUUGGAACUGGGAGACAAUCCAUAUAAAACAACGCCAUAUGUAAGAAUGGCCAGAGGCAGGGGGAAAUAGGGGUAGGCAGGUGUGGCUGAGGAAGUCAGGACUGCAGGUUGACCUCUCAGUGCUGUGAUUCCUAUCUGUGUUUGGAAACACAUACACUGGGUGCUUUUCAGUGCUGAAGCAUGGCAGAUGAGGGAUGGAAUAUCCCUAUUCAGCAAAAGAACCCUCUGAAAGAUCUCAGGACGGGGAAGCCGUGGCCCGCCAGAAGUUUGUCGGACUUCAGUUCCCAUCAGCUCCAUGAGCAGUGCUCAGGAGUGAUGGGGGUUACAGUCCAAUAAUAUCUGGAAGGCCGCAGUCUCCAUACUGCUGCCAUAAUAAAUCCUCAGAACCUGCAAAGGUGUAUCUUCGCUUAGUAUAGCGGUCCCUACUUGCUUGUGCUCUUGACAUCUGGAUCGGGGACAGACUCUUGGACGUUUUAGUGGUUCCCUUUGAAGGCACAUCCUGCUUUUUGAGCCAAAAGGCCUUCAAGGCAAGAGAGGGUCCAGAUGGCUGAGUCCACAGUAGCUUAAAUCCAUCAGAAGACAGUGAUAGCUCAAGAUCAGAUGGUGUGAUUGCUCCCCCUGGCUAUUCAUGGUGGCUUCCUCUGGACUUAAGGACCUGGAUUCUGGUCAUGCAGAAGAUAGACCAUAACAUAUCCUCCAACUUCUAUGUUGGUUCUGCCUCUUCUCUCACAGUGCCCUGAAUCCCUGAAGUUCUAAAUGCCGGAGUAAUUAUGUGGCACAAUGGGAUGGGCAUCCAGGGUGGGGAAGGCAGGAGCCAGCUUUUAGGAGCACGGUUGACCAGGGAGAAAGUUCAGGUCGGAUGUGGGGAGGGGGUGUCAUUCCUCUGUACUCGGAAGCUUCAAAAGUCUAUGGAGCCAAAAACAAAAUUCUGAUUUCUAAAUUCUGAUUUUUCCCUCCCUCUGCAGCGUCACACUGGCAGUUGGGACAAGACAGUCAUCGAAUACAAGACAACAAAAACUUCCCGGUUGCCCAUCAUUGAUGUGGCUCCCAUGGACAUUGGUGGUAGAGACCAGGAAUUCGGCUUUGAGAUUGGACCAGUCUGCUUCUUGUAAACCCAAAAGGAAACCUGACAGUUUAAAAAAUAAAAUAAAAAACAGCCAAAAAAGAAGGAAAUUUCACAUGGACUUGAAUUUGUGUCUUUUUCUAUCCAUCAUCUCUAAAACUAUUUUUGUUUCCGUUAAAAAAAAAAACAAAAAAAGCAUUAAACCAAAAAAAUAAAAAUAAAUGACUUUUCAAAAAUAAUUAAGGAAGUGCAUCCACUUGCUUGACUUUAUUAUUAUUAUUAUUAAAAUCCCCAAAGACAGAAUGGUUUGAUUUUAUCUUCUUCUUUUUGAAAAAAGAGCAAGUAAUAUUGUGGGACCAAUAUUUGUACAUUCCAAAAAAUACAUAUAUAAAAACCAUACAAAAUGACAAAAUCAGUCGAAACCAAGCAACACCUGAAAUACAUCUGUAUGAAAAUCUGGUGUGUCUUUUUAUCUUCCUGGCAGCAAUCAGAGCAAUACUAAACUUAGUGGUAGAACCUGCCCAUCACAACCCCAUCAAAAAUAACCUCCCUUCCUCUCAGCCCAGAGCUGUAAUAAUAAAUAAAUCCCAAAAUCUACCUAUAGACCAUCUUUCUCUGCUGGUACCUGAUAGAAAGAGAUUUAUCUUUCUCUCUCUUUUUUAUUUUUACUCAGAGCAAUGCCACUGAAAAGAUGAUUCUUUCAGCCAUUUUAAAUGUUUUUUUCAGUUUUGUUCAGUCGGCAACAGGGAUAAAUUUGGCGAAGUUAUCAUAAAAAAAAGGUGUGGCACUGAGUGGUUUUUCGAAACAGAAACCUGUUUGAAGGAAAAGAACAGGUGCUUGUCCCUCUCAGAGACAUCAGGUAGAGGGGGGAAAAGACAGGUUUAAGAGCUUUAAUUAUUUUGUCGGUGAGCAACUGAAGGAAAAAAAUGGCCAAUAAUACCAGAAAGCAGAGAAAAUGUAAUGUUUAAAUGUAUAUUAUUGUUGUAUGGAUGGCUACCUCACCAUUGUCUUUUUCAAGUUCUUUGGGGUAGUUUUGGGGUCUUUUUUUUAAUACUAGCAUCAGCUUGCAUGGAGGGGGGGUGAAGAAACUGGGCAGAGUUUCAGGUUUAGAUAAAGGUGCUACCUGUGUCUUUCAUAUAUCUUUUUUUUUUUAGUCUGCUAUGUUAAUAAUUUUCAGGUCCCAUGAACUUUUUUUUGUUUUUUUUUUGAGGUGACAAAACCUAGAAAAACCUCGCCCCAAGCACAGCUUUGCUGAAAAGGGGGCCAUUUGGUGCUAUAGAAAUGAGAUUAUUGGAGGGGAAAAGCAAACUGGAUGCCUUGCUGCCCAGAGAUACUUGUGAAUUUUUUCUUUCAAAAGGUGCUAUUUCUUUUUUAACAAGCAAAAAUAAUAAUUAAAAAAAUCGAGGAUGAGGAAAAAAAUAAAUCAAACAUUGCUACAAGGGAUCAAGGUCUCAGCAGUUUCUGUCUUUCUCUUGUAAAGCAGGUGGAUUCUCUUUUGGCUUGUAUUUUCUCCCCCAUUCCCUCAGUUCUUCUCCUCCAUCACCACCUCUCUCUCUUUUUCUCUCUUUCUUCCAUCUUUCGUCCCAUCCCACAAGCAAACACUUUUGCUCAUCGCCCUCCCUCGUUGCUGAUUCAUUCUUCCCUUUCUUAUCCACCUCUUUCUCCUCAGCUCUGCCAACAUCACCCCUCAUCUCUCUUUUUCUCCCCCCCCUCCACUUUCUGUCUUUCAUUGGGUUUCCGACUCAAGCAAAAAAACCCAUAAUUCCUCUCUUUCUCACAAGAGGCAGAUGUUGUAGGGAGUGUGAGCGGCCGAAGAUUCUGUACCUAUUUUGUAUAUGUAUAAUAAUUUGAGAUGUUUUUAAUUAUUUUGACUGCUGAAAUAAAGCAUGUGAAAUGAUCC
This is a messenger RNA of Podarcis lilfordi (Lilford's wall lizard), 46187 nucleotides long. The record is from the annotation of a GenBank genome assembly. Lineage: Eukaryota; Metazoa; Chordata; Lepidosauria; Squamata; Lacertidae.